Pelobates cultripes (western spadefoot toad) is the source of this 59477-nucleotide messenger RNA. The record is from the annotation of a GenBank genome assembly. Lineage: Eukaryota; Metazoa; Chordata; Amphibia; Anura; Pelobatidae.
AUGAAUGAGAAAAUGGAGUCAAAUGUAUCUGUAACCUGGUUUCCAAGGAAAAAUGUAAACAGAACACAAAAUGUGGAGCAGAACGUCACUUAUGUGGACUACUAUCUUCAUCACACUCCAGUGGCUGCAGUUUUCAUUAUUUCAUACCUCUUAAUAUUUAUUCUGUGUAUGCUUGGCAAUGGUGUGGUCUGCUUCAUUGUAUUGAGCAGCAAACAUAUGAGGACUGUUACCAACCUUUUCAUCUUGAACCUCGCAGUCAGUGAUUUACUUGUUGGAAUAUUCUGCAUGCCCACGACAUUACUGGAUAAUAUAAUUGCAGGUAUUUUAUUUUUAAGAAAAAAAACAUUUUAGUAAAAUAAAUAUUAGUCUUGUUUGUAAUUAUGUUCUCUUAGACUAAAGUAUGCCAGGGGCAGUAAUAAUGGUCUAUAAAGAAGAAAAACGUGGUGGCUUUCUGAUACUGGACUAUUGAUACAUCUUUUGUGGCGUCAAAAAUGUUGGGAAAUAAAAAGUAAAAAAGUAACUUGUAGGUGAUAUAAGGAAGGAAUUUUAAUAAAGAAAGAUAUGUGGGUUUGGUGAAGACAUGUGAGAGGAAUUAAACACUAAGUAGACAAACAAUGGAAGCUGAUUAUAAUUCUACAAAAUAAGGACAAGGGAGAGGUAAAGAAAAAUUAGGAAUAGAAGAGUUAAGGAAAAUUAUAGAUAAGGCUAGAGUGACAAAGUUUUAUUUACAUUUCACUUAUUGUAGAGCCAUUUGAAUUCUAUGUUUCUCCACAUUUAAUAUUACACUAAAACAUUAUUCACUAAUGUCCAAAUGGCCCCAUAUGCCUGAGAGGCAAAAUUAGCCUCUUGGGCCAGUUGGACUGCACAAUCUGGACAUUGUUCAAGCUAUUUAACAAUAUUGAAAUUUUGCAAUUCAUGCACUGAAUUGUGGAUUCUGGGUGUGGGACUUUAAAUUAACAUGUGGGGAUGAUCUGUCCAUUGUGACCAAUGGUUGGAGGCUAUUAAAUUUAAGUAAAGGGGGAGUAUCCUUACCUCCACCUAUGGUUAGCAGGUGGAGAUACUAAUUUUAUACCGAGGAGAAAUAAUGAUCCCAACCCAGCACCUACUUGUUAGUGGCAAGUUGGAGUUCUGUUACCUAACGUCUCCUCCCAAGCCCCCCAUUAGUGGUGCGUAGGAGCUUAAUUAAUAAUAUUGAGUGGACAUGGUGUCCCAACACCAGCCUCCCUCUCUCCUUUAGCAGUUGGCAGGGGAUAUACUAAUAAUACACGAAAAGCCCUUAUUCCACAAUCCCAGUCUCCACUCAUUAGCUGUGGUGGGGGCUCUAUUAUUUAUAUGUGGGGGUCCUAAUAUUCACAGCCAUUAAUUGCAGGAGUGGCUCUAUUAAUAAUAUAUGGAGAUUUACCUAACCCCUCUCAGCAUUCCCAUCUUUAGAGAUGGGUGGAGGCAUUACUCAUAAUAUACUGGGGAACCUAAUAUCUCAAUUCAUGGGUGGUGACACUAUUGAUAAUAAUCAUGGAGUAGAGACAUAAUAGCUAAUGCUAGCCUUGCCAAUGGAUGUAAAGGAAAUUCAAAUGAUAAAUGUACUUGCAAAAAAUGUAUUGAAUUAUAAUUUGUGAAUGUGCAUUCUACUAGUUGCAAUAUUGGUGCUUUGUGAAUCUUCCAAAUCCAAUACUAUAGAGGAUAUGAAAGCACAGAUUUUAAUUUGAAUACCAAGUGCAUCCAUACAAUUGCUGCAGAUUGUCUCGGGCCAAUUAAAUUUCGAUCUUAUUUGGCUUUAGUAAAAUGAGUUAUUUUACCUGGCUUGUAUCCAUUAGGACAAAAUCUGUUUAGUGAAUAACCCUGUUAAUAAAUAUAAUUAAUAAAUAUAAUAUAUAUAUAUAUAUAUAUAUAUAUAUAUAUAAUAUUAAUAUUAUUGUCAACCCUUUAAAGUGCAAGAAUACUGAAAAAGUGUAAGCCAAUUGUUUUAUAAAUAAGAAGGCUUCACAUUUCUUCACACAUUCUGAAAACGUCAUACAAUACACUUUUGAGGGGAGAGGAGGGAGGGGGGAGGAAAUGAAGAUGACCAAACCAACAAAACAAAAAAUUCAAUCAGCACAUUAAACAUUAAAUAUAACACCUAAAUAGGUCAUGGGCAAUAUCCAGUGAGCCACUGGCAAAUACUCCCCCAUCCCAUGCUGAGAUCUGUCAUCAUUAUACAAGCUGGAGGGGGCAAGACCUGACAUGUAAUUAUUUCUAUGGGCUUCUCUCUCUGUUUUUUCUCAAGGUUAGCUUUUUUUUUUUUUUAAGUUACAUUAUUAUCAAUUAAUUGGCAGAAUGCUAUAAAAUAGAUGCAUAGUACUUAAUUUCCAAAUAAUUCAUUGUUGCUGUUAGUUUGACUCAUGUAUGAAGAUGAAAUGAUCAUUGCUUCCAAGAAGUACAUUGUUGCUUUUUUAUUUAAAUUUACAUCAGGUCAUUAUGAUAUUGUCGCAUGAUGUAUUUGCUCAAAAAUAAUACAAAUAUAAGUUUGUAGUCCAUCUUUUGUGACCUCCAUAAAGGGAACAGAUGUUUUCAAGUCCUUAGCUAAAUAGAAACUAAUAAUAAAUAUUAGAACACAUUAGUUUACUCAUAUCUUCCAGUAUCCAAUAUAUCAUCAUCCUGGAAUGAUAGACUUUUAAUAAUCUGUAAAAUUUUUAGCACAUCCUAUACGAAAGCAGUCAGAGUAAAAAGAUAAUUAAUAGAAUUAAAAUUACAUAAAUACUAUGGUGCAGUGAAGUGCUUAUGGUGCCAUGAGUGCCCUGGCACCCCACCACCACAACCAAUGUAAGUAGUUAUCCCUAAUUACAAAUAAUAGCUGGUUGGUUUCUUCCAGAGAGUUGACUUUUUUAUUCAACAAGAAUUAGAUGAUUUUUUUUUGUAGGUUUGGUCAUCUUGAUUCCCUUGCCCAAUAUCAUGUAGCUCUUAUUGAGCUGCCAAAACAUAUCUAAUGCAUUUGAGCCAUGGACUCUAGUAGACCUCUAAACAUGUAAUGUGGUAUCUGGCAUCAAGACAUUAACAGCAGAUACUUUUAAGUCCUGCAAGGUGGGGCCUCAUUGGAUCAGAUGUAAUUGUUCCAGCACAUUAGACGCAUGCUUAAUCAGAUUGAACAGUGGGGAAUUUGGAGGCCAAGUCAACACUUUGAACUCUUUUUCAUGUUAAUCAAACCAUUCCUAAAACAAUGUAUGCAGUGUGGUUUGGUGCAUUAUUCUUCUGAAAGAGACCACUGCCAUAAAGGGACACCAUUGCCAUGACAAGGUGGAAGUGGUCUGCAACAAUCUCUAGGUAGGUAGUAACUGUAAAAUUAACAUCCCCAUGAAUGCCAGGACCCAAGAUUUUCCAAGCAUAACAUUACCUACACCUGUAUAUUCCCACAGUGCAUCCUCCAGCCAUCUCUUCCACAAGUAAACAAUGCCAUCCACCUGAUCUAAAAGAAAAUGUGAUUAAUCAGAACAAGAAACCUUCUUCCACUGCUCCAUGGCCCAGUUUUUCUUUUUUUAAUACUCUUUAAAAAGACAUUAAAACAUAUACCAUUAUGCUUAGUCUCUGAUUAUCAAUCGGUUUUACAUCCUGUGUUAUAUAAGCUUACAAAUACAUGUACAUAUACAAUGAACAAUAAGACACUAUUGUCCCAUGAACGAGAGAUGAAGGUGGGUCCCAGGUCUCUAGUGAAUCGUAUUACAGGAACUUGUUGAAUUAUAUUUUGAAAUCACAUUAAUGCAAGCCACAUUUGCCACAUGUCAAGUCUUUUUGGGGCAUUGAAAAAAGGGAUACUUAGGUCUCUUUCCAUUUUUAUCUGGGAGGUUAAUUGUGCUUUAAUAGCAUCCCAAAAUAAUUUGCCCAUUUGUUGCCAAUUAACGUGCUAUUAUAAUGUUAUGGGCAAUAAAGCAAUGGGUAAUAAAGUUUUCUUUAUAACUUUAUAGUGUGUUUCAGCUAAAUUUAAACACUGGACCCAUUUACAGAUAGAGCUAAAAGCCUUGCACCAUUUUAUUUGAUUCAACACGCAUUAGAGCUCCUUUUCCUAUUUUGUCACUUGAGGAAGUGACUCCAUAGAAUUUAUAGUUCUAAUUAGUUUUGUUGCCUUGGCUAGAAAAUAAUAUCUUAAGAAUCUUAUUCUUGUCUGCUUUAGCUUGAACCAGAUGUUUUUGCAGAAAAUAUUUGACUCUGAGAUAUGAAGAAAAUUCUGAGCUAGAAAGCUAAAAACUUUGAGAUAAUGAUUCAAAGGGUAAAAUUUUACCUUGGGAUGUUACUUGAUCUAGUUUAUUGACACCGCUCAAUACCCAGUUUUUCAAGGAUAAAUCUGGAAUGCUUUCUUAUAUUAGGAAAAAUCCUCAUAAAUCUAAAACACAGUCUUGUAUACCUAACCUACUUUUAAUCUUGUGGCACCCCAGGAUAAUAUGAUUCUGAAUUUUAUUAUGUUCUAUGCACACCCCCCUUCUUUUCUGACUUUUUGUACUCCAGAUCAGUCCAGAUAUGUCUUUGACCUCCAAUGCUUCUGUUUCAAUUUUAAUCCAGCCCUCUUUAUAAGAAGAGAGGAAUUGGGUACUAUGGAUAUGUGCUAUUAUAUUGGCUUGAUAAAAGAUUUUAACAUCUGGAAAAUGAAGGCCACCUUUUAUGGGCAUAAAAGAUAACAUUUUUCUGUUUAUCCUACUUUUUUGCCUUUAUAAAUGACAUUUUUAACAUUAUUUUGUAAUAGAGUUAGCCAGCUAUCCGGGACUUUGAGAGGUAGCAUUUGAAAUAAAUAGUUCCACUUUGGAAUAAAUAGUUCCACUUUGGAAUAAUAUAUGAAUUUACAACAUGAAUUCUCCCCUGCCAGGAUAUUUAAAGGAAUUUCCAGUAUUUUAAUAAUUGGUUUGUUUGUUUUAACAAACUCAUAAAAUUAAGUUCCAUCAGUCUAAAUUUUUUGUAAUCCAAAUUCCCAAAUAGUUAAACUUUUUUCUAGCCCAUGUAAAAUUAUAUUUAUUGGUGAUCGUAUGUUUUAACGCAUUUUCUAUCCCAUUACCCAUAACAGUAGUUUUGUCAUUUUUCAAUUUAUAAUUUGAAACUGAACUAUAGUCCUUGAAUUCUUCCAUAAGAGGGUCAAUUGAAUUCCUAGGGUCAUUUAUAGUAAGUAAGAUAUCAUCUGCAUACAUAAAAAAUUUUCAAUUACUAUCUUUCAUUUCCACCAAUUUUAUUAUUAUUUAUAAUAUUUACAGGCAAAGGUUCAAUAGAUUAUAUAUAUAUAUAUAGUAACGGUGACAGGGGGCAACCUAGUAUAUUAAACCAACUUGAGCAUACAUUGGGCCUGACCAUUUUCGCUGUGGGACUUCUAUAUAAUGCCAUGAUUGCCUCUAAUAUCCAGCCCUUGAUAUCGUAGGAAAUCAAAGUCCGUUCCAAGAAUUUCCAAUUUAGCUGGUCAAAGGCUUUUUCAGCAUCUAUAGCAAUUGUUAAACAAUUGAUUUGUAUUUCUCUUAAUGCUGUUGUGAAUGUUUAUAAUUCUUCUUGUAUUGCAUCCUGACCAUCUUCCAGGGACAAAUCUUUUUUGGUCUGUGUGAAUUAAUUGUGCAAUGGUACUCUUAAGACGUUCAGCUAGAAUGUCUGAAAAGAGUUUUACAUCUGUAUUUAUCAUAGAAAUAGGACGGUAGCACAUUGUUUCAAGGGGAUUUUUACCUGGUUUUAAAAUUGGCAAUAUAUUAGCCCUCGUCAUUUCGAUUGGAAAGUUACCAUUACUUAUGGCAUUAUUGAGCAUUGGGACCAAAUGUAUGCUUAGUUGUUUUUUUUUAAAUGUUUGAAAAAAAAGGUUGGUAAAGCCAUCUGAUCCGGGUGUUUUAGCCUUUUGCAAUUUUGAAAUGGCCAAUUCAAAUUCUUCUUUACUAAUGGGUUUAUUAAGACUAACAAUUUAUUUUGGUAUAAUUUGGGGAGUUUGGUCUUAGUUAAAUACUGAUCUAUAUAAUUAAUUGGAGUAUCUAUUUGAAGAUUGUAUAAUUUUCCAUAAUACUCAUUAAAGCAAUUGCCAAUAUCUUUGGGAUUAAUACAUACAUUAUUUUGAUAUUAUAAUCUUAGUUAUUUGAGAAUGCGAUUGUUGUUUUCUGAGUUUAUUAGACAUCACGUUAUCUGUUUUAUUUCCUCUACAGUAAAAUUUAAAUUUUUGUCUAUUUAUAUUCUUUACAAUCCUUUCAUUUAUAUAUUGAUUAAUUUUGCCUUGUAUAACCUUUAUCUCUUUUGCUUUUACUGCCAAAGGGUCCUUUUUUUUCUUUACUGAGAUGUUAUGUAGAGUAAUAUAUAAUGCCAGUAGAUCUUUAUCUUUCCUUUUUUGUGCCUCAUGGUUCAGUUUAAUAAAAUGUCCCAUUGCCACUGCUUUGUGGGCACACCAGUUGUUUAGGUAGAAUGUGUCAGUAGGAUCAUUCUCUUUAAAAUAAUUUUUAAAACUUAUUAGUUAAAUACUCCUUAUUGUUUUUAGAAAAUAACAAAUAUUUUUUUUUAAUUUCCACAAAGAAUUAUUCUUUAUUGGAAAAUCAUCUUUUAUCUCAAAGAGAAUGAUAUUAUAAUCAGACUGUGUUAUCCACUAUGUUAAUUUUUUCAACUUCUCAAUCAGAUUCAUAUUACCCCAAACAAUGUCUGUCCUGGGGUAGGUAUAAUAGAUUCUUAACAGAUGUGUAAAACCCCUCAUAGUUGAAUAAACUAGACGCCAAGCAUCAAAGAGAUCGUAAUUAUUAAGAGUAUUGGUUAAUGCUUUAGCAUAUUUUACUACUUUGUUGUUUAUCAAACUACCCUUAAGAAGUCUUUAAUCCAUUUGAUGAUCAAGUACACAAUUGAAAUCACCCGUCACCAUAUAUAUGUCCAACUUUUGGUUCCGCUUUCUCUAAAAUUUUAUUCAACAUUGGUACAGGCGCCACAAUAGGGAGAUAUAUAUUAAGUAUCAUGUAUUUCACAUUAUUAAUUUUACAAAUCAAAAUCAUGUAUCUCCCUUCAGGGUCUAAUUCUUUAUAUAAAUUCUCCCAUUUAAUGUUAUUGGGAAUCACAAUAGCUACGCCUCUCUUUUUUCUCAAAUGUAUGGACGCAUGAAUAAUAGUUGGAUAUCUCUUACCUCCCAGUUCACAUUAUCCCCAUGUCUCCAAUGUGUUUCCUGUAAUAGACAAAUAUCCACUUUUUCCUUAACAAGGCAGUUAUAUAAUUGUGACCUUUUAUUCAUAGUAUUCAAGCCCUGUGCAUUCACCAAAAGAAACCAAACCAUAAUCUAAAAUUACAUUGACCUGGGACCUCAUCUCCGCCUCUCGACACUGGACAAUACAUACAACAACAAACCAAGACAUUUGAGCCCUCAGAAGAUCACAGAGAAGCAACGUUAAAAUACAACCCUUCCAGGGUCUCCAAAAAUCCCCUAUUGAGACUCCUACUCUCGUCAGCAUUUAUUCAGAAUGAGAUAUAUACCUUAUAUCAGGCAUCAAGUAGGGCUACUCAAGGGGGACCUUAUCUAUCAGUAUAAUCACCUAACUUUUAAAUUAAGGUUACUUUGUUAUUUCCAUUUUAUUUUUCCUUUCUCCAUUUUCUUCCCUUUCCAACUCUGUUCCCUCUUCAUCUUGUCAUAAUAGGGGUUAUACAAAUUGGAUCCAUACCUACAAAAGUGGCAUAUAUUUUGCCCAUUUGGAUAUAACUAAAUCAACUAUCUUAUUCUAUGUGUCCUAUUCACACCCAUAGGUGUAUAUAUUGAUCUUAAAAAAAACAACAACAAAAUCCCCAACACAAUAAUAGUAUAAUGUUCUCUUAUCUUUAUUUUCAGCCGUUAGACCUUAAUAUAGUCCACUAUAAUUUUACAUCUUUAUAGUUUUACGGCUUAUCGCUAGUUAUGCAACCCUAAUAUGCCUCAUAUUGAUAGUGUAUUAAAAAAUAAAUAUAUGUGGAACUUCUUUUCAUCAAUACUGAUAUUAAUUGUUUUCUAUUCCAUAUAAACUCUAUAUUCUUGUUAAUCCAAACACCUUCUAAUCCUGUACUAUUAUUCAUUAAAGUGAAACACAAACCACUUAUAUUUAAAGUAUAUCCUAUGUGUAAUCCCCCGCUCCCAAAAAACUUGAAUCUUAACCUAUAGUAUAUUAUGUCGCUGUAUUCUUGUUUUUUCAUCAUAAUACUUAUGUGACCAAAAAUUUGCCUUGUGCUGUGUAUGUGUUAUGUAUGUGAUAUGCAGAACUAAGUGUAUGUAUAAAACAUCCAUUUACCCCCCCUUUUUUCAGCUAUUAAUUAUUAAGUAUGUAAACUAUAUCCUUUUCAUUGGUGUCAUUUGGUGCCAUUAUAGUGUUAAUCAAUGAUUAAAGUGCUAAAUGCAUUAUAUUAUGUAGUAAUCGUGUUUAUAUUCUCAAUAGAAACCCCGUGAUCUUACGCAAUAUUAUAUUGCUUCUUUAUGUUCAUGUGUACCCACCGUCCUUCUACUUAUAGAGCUAAUAAAUAAAGAAAAGAAAAUUAUAAUUAUCUUCUGAUACUUAGAGCAUCAAUCUAAUAAUAUACAUCCUGUUAAACCUUUUAAACAAACAAACAAACUAUUAGAUAAAUGAAUAAAUGUUAAAAGCUAAUUUAAGUUGUUGGUUAGUCCAAUUUUGUAGGUUUGAAGGUGUCUCAAAAUUCAACCAUUUUUCUUUCCAUCAAUAUAAAUGGGUAUCCCCAUUUAUAUCUGAUGCCUUUUUGCUUCAGUGGUUCUAACACUUGAUGGAAACUCCUUCUCCACUGUCUUGUUUGGAAUGAAAAGUCCUGAAAGAUCAGAAUGUCUUUAAACUGGUCAUAUAUAUUACAAUGCUCUUUGUGCCUCUUCACAAUUUGCUCUUUAUAUGCAUAUGAAUGGAAAGCUGCAAUAACACCUCUUGACCAUUGGGAUGCCACAGAUUUAGGUUUAGGAAGGCAAUGUACCCUCUCUAGCACUAUGUGCUGUUCCACUGUAGGAAUUCCUAAUUCUUUAAAGAACUCAUUUAAACAUUUAUUCAGGUGGACUUGUGUAAUUUCUUCCAGGAAAUUCCUAAAUCUCAAGUUACAUCGUCUUCAACAAUCUUCUCUCAGUUUUAAAUCUAUUUGGUUUAUUUUGGUUUCCAUUUUACUUUUGUCUUCUUUAAGUAUAUCAAGUUGUUCCUCCACCUUGUUUAAUUUGGCUUUCACUGAGGAGACUUGUUUAGUUAACUCACUCAUGUCUUUCUUUAUUGAAACAGAGUUAUUAGCUAUCUCUUUCAAAAUAGAUGCCAGUUGGGUGUCUAAUUUAGCCAUUAGAAAAUCUUGUGUGACAAAAUUAAACUUUUCACUCAAUUGGUAAACCUGAGCUGUCAAAAUGGAUGUAUCCUCCAUAGCUUCUGAUUUAUCUUUGUUAGAAAUAGGAGAUGGGGGGGAGGAGGAAAUGACACUCUUGAGGGCUGAAUAUAAUUUUUUUUCACUUUGCCUUUAAGCAUUUUUUUUUUUUUGUAGCCAUCUAUUGGGACUCUUCGUGGAUAGAGAGUGGGCGGCUUUAAUCCACUUAUAGAGAGAUAAUUAAUCAGGUCAUAAAGUUUUGGCCUGCAGUGUAGCCUUCCCUUGUCAAUUUUUCACUUUCUCGACUUUAUCCCUUCUUUUUUCAUUUAUUAAUUGCCAAUACUUUCCUCCCCCUUUUUUUUCCCCUCCCCAGUUUGUAUACCAGCAUUUUCAGCAAUAGUGGCAAUACGAGACAAAUGUAUAGUAAAGUAUUAGAUUGUAUAGGGAACCAUAAACAUUACAGCCAUAAGUUAAUAAUUGGUACUUAUCGCUUUGGUGUUCAGGCCGCGGCUUAUCUCUCCCCUCUUUUUGUGGGAUACUCUCCACGUGUCAUUCAAGCGCCGUCUGUUGAUUUAAGCAAUUUUUUUUCUCUCUCUUUUUUCCAAUUUUUCAACUUUUCUACGUAUAGGGAGGGAGGCAAUACGGCGUCAUUUCUAUCCUCCUCAGUAUACAGUUAUUUGUGUCUGGACGUUUCCCCUCACUUUCUCCCACUUAAUGUUGCUCUACUUCGUCUACGGCAAUAUUGUGUCGAUUUCAUACCGCAACUGACUCUUCUUUGUAUAUGAUCGGAUACUGGUCAGGAAUCAAUUUGUUUCUCCUCACGCUUCGCUCUUCAGGAAACUUCAACGCUACUAUUUUUUUACUCUGCAAACCAUGCAACCAUGCGUCUGUCUCAAUAGCGGUUCCCACACCCCCACCUUUUCUGGCGUGCUACGCGCUCACGUCAUUACGCCCUAGGUGCUCGGCCCAGUUCUGAUGCUCACUUCUAUACUGGAGGCACUUUCGGCUGUGGACAAGGGUCAUCAUUGGCACUGUGACCAGUCUAUGGCUAUGCAGCCCCUAUGCAGCAAACUGUAAUGCACUGUUUGUUCAGACACAUUUCUUUCAUGGCCAGAAUUAACUCUUUCAUCAAUUUGAGCUGCAGUAGCUUUUCUGUGUGAUUGAACCAAACGGGCUAGCCUUUGCUCCCCAUGUGCAUCAAUAAGACUUGGGUGCCCAUGAUCCUUAUGCUGGUUUAAUGGUUUUCCAUGCUUGCACCACUUUAGUAGGUACUAACCACUGCAUAUCACGAACACCCUACAAGACUUCUCGGUUUGGAGAUGCUUUGACCCAGUCAUCUACACAUCAGUAUAUGGCCCUAAUCAAAGUCACCUAGACAUCUUUCCUGACUGUUUACUUGCUACCCAAUAUAACCCAUCCUUAGACAGUUGAAUUGUAAUAAAAUAAUAAAUUCUAUUUGCUUUACCUGCUCAUGAUAUAGAUAGUGAAUUUCAAAUUUAAUGGCAGAGUAACCAAACUAAAAACAUAGGUGACUUUGAGAGUAUUUUCCAUUUCUGCUACAGUUGUGGUCAAAAGUUUGUAUACCUUUGGAGAAUUGAUGAUAUGUUUACUAUUUUUAAAGUAAACAUGAGUGAGCAGGUAAAACACAUUUCUUUUAUUUCUUAUGGGAUUCAUAAUCAACUGUAGGUUGUAACAGAUUGGCAAAAUCAUAAAAGAAAACAACAAAGAACAAAGAAAAAAAAAUGACCCCUGUUAAAAGUCUGCAUAAUCUUAGUUCUUAAAACUAUGUAUUGCCCCCUUUAGCAUGAAUGGCAGCAUGCAAUCUUUUGUAAUAGUUGUCCUUGAGGACCCUAAUUCUUGCAGGUGGUAUAGCUGUCCAUUCGUCUUGGCAAAAUGCCUGCAGGUCAUGCAAAGUCUAUGGUCAUUUUGCAUGAACCGCACGUUUGAGAUUUCCCCAGAGUGGCUCAAUGAUGUUAAGGUUAGGAGACUGUGAUGGCCACUCUGCUGUAGCCACUGGAAGAUCAACUUGGCCUUGUGCUUAGGGUCAUUGCCAUGCUGGAAAGUCCAAAUCCCAUGCACAGCCUUUGUGCAUAAGAAUGCAAAUUGUCUGACAUAUUUUCUGAUAACAUGUUGCAUUCAUCUUGCCAUCAAUUUUCACAGGACUCCCCGUGCUUUUAGAACUCACACCCCCCAAAACAUCAGUGAGCCAUCACCAUGCUUUACAGUAGGAAUUGUAAUCUUUUCACUAUAGAUCUUGUUGACCUCUCUCUAAACAUUGCGCUUAUGGUUUUGACAAUAAAGCUCUAUUUUGGUCUUGUCACUCCAAAUUACAGUGCACCAGAAGCUAUGAGAUGUGUCAAGGUAUUGUCUGGUAUAUUGUAACUCAUUUUUUUGUGGCAUUUUCACAGUAAAGGCGUCUUUCUGGCAACUCAACCAUGCAGCUAAUUUUUGUUCAAUUAUCGUUGUAUUGUGCUCCUUGAAACAACCACGCUGUCUUUUUCCAAAAUAGACAAUAUUUCUCCUUAGAUUACUUGUGGGUUUUUCUUUGUAUCCUGAAUAAUUCUUGAAUUUUCCACUUUUUAAUAGGUGAUUAAACAGUGCUGACCUGCAUUUUCAAAGCUUUGGAUAUCAUUUUAUAUCAUUUCCACUUUAUAAAGUUCCAUUACCUUGUUACACAGGUCUUUUGUCAGUUCUUUUCUGCUCCCCAUGGCUCAGUAUCUAGCUUGUUCAGUAUAUCCAUGUGAGAGCUAACAAACUCAUUGACUAUUUAUACACAGACACUAAUUGCAAUUUAAAAUGCCACAGGUGUGGAAAAUUAACUUUUAAGUGCAAUUUUAUCCUGUGUGUGUCACCUUGUGUGAUAAUAAUAUUCCAUAUUAUUAAGAAUGAUUGAUUGAUCACUAUUGAGCAAAUUAAACUAUGAUAGAUAGUUAAGAUGGCGCAGGUACACAGUACUGAAAAUGUUAAUAACCACAAAACACAGCACCAGAAUCACUCAUGCAUACCGUCAUGAGAAUAUUAUGAGAACGUAGCUAGCUUUUAGAUAAGAGAUAAUUAACCGCACAGAUCUGGCAUGGCAUUUUUGGUGGGGCUGGACAGCCUGGCCUGUUGCAGGUCCCAUCCAACGCUUUUGCAAGGUCUUUGCUGGGCUGCACUGAUAAGGAGAUUUGGUGGAAAAGUACAGACUAUGCAUCCCAUUGAUGUAUAACUUAUAAAUGAUGACAAAACUUGGCACUCAUUGGAGUACUGCCCACCUGUAAUACGGACGUGUAUUGCUGGUUCUGCUGAUUCCCAGUAAUAGAGGGUCCUCUUAAAGCCUGACUGCCAGAAGUUCUCUCAGUCGAGUGCAGCAAGCUUCUCUUAUGGUGAUGUAUACUUAAGCUGUUUCUUUAAGCUGAAAAUUAAGCUGUUUAAGCUGUUAUUACUUAUUGAUUAAUUUCUGUUAAUCAAUAAAGUUUGUAUUGAUUAUUUACAAGUAUUUGGUGUCAGUGUCUUUCCCUUUCUCAAAUACUCAAUUCACUCAUCCCGAAUAGGGUUUUGGUGCCCACCAAUAUCUUUAAAAUCCUUAGGGUAAUUGAUUAUUGCUUUCUGAUAUUGGCGCUUCGCACUUCAUGAAUUUAAUGAUUAAGCACAACACCUUGUGACACUCUUUAACAAGGCCAAACAUUCAAGGGAAAUAAACUUUUGAUCAAGGCCAUUUGGGCCAUUUGUUAUUUCUGUAAUCAUUAUGAUUUAAAAAUGAGCCAAACAACUAUGUGAUAAUAAAUGGCUUCAUAUGAUGACUAUCCUUCAAUAAAAUAAAUUUUGCAUAAUCAGUCAUUUUUUCAAAAUCAAUGCCAACAUUUCACAAUUUCUGCCAGGGUAUGCAAACAUUUGAGCACAACUGUAUUUUAACCUUAAAUUUGAAAUUCAUUUAGAAUUCUCACUUUAGUAAAUAACCCUGUCUUUUAUUCCUGCAGUAUUUUUUGUCAGGUUCUUCAAUCUACUAUAAGUCAGUCAGAAAAAGUAUUCUAUUGUACCUAAAAAUGUAGGGAGCAAACUCUAUGUCAUAGUACUGUUGCCCAAAAGGCAUCGUGGGCCAAAAGCAAUAGAUGGUUGUUUAAAAUGGUGUAGAUCUGAAGGAAUAUCUGAGGUCUCAGUCAAGUCUGCCCUACUAUGUUGUGCAUGCAAGUGGAGUAGAGAAGACUAUAUUGAAUAACAUGGAAUUAAAGGGACACUAUAGUCACCCAGACCACUUCAACUCAAUGAAGUGGUCUGGGUGCCAGGUCCUUCAGGUUUUAACCCUUCAGAUGUAAUCCUAGCAGUUUCAGAGAAACUGCUUUGUUUACAUAGCAGGGUUAAUCCAACCUCUAGUGGCUGUCUUCCUGACAGCCGCUAGAGACACUUCUGCGACGCUGGAUGCGAAAUUCGCAUCCAGCAUGCAGAACGUCCAUAGGAAAGCAUUGAGAAAUGCUUACCUAUGGACUGUUAGAAUGCACACGCUGCUCUUGCCGGGCAUGCGCAUUCCGCUCCACUCGGGAGCUGACGUCGGCGGGGGAAGAGAGGUCACCAGCACCGAGGGAGCCCGGUGCUGGAUUAAGGUAAGUGGCUGAAGGGGUUUUAACCCCUUUAGCGCUACGGGAGGGGAACCCUGAGGGUGAGGGUCCCCCAAGGAUGACAUAGUGUCAGGAAAAGGAGUUGGUUUUCCUGACACUAUAGUAAUCCUUUAAGCCAGGAGUGCAAAAAUCUUGCUGCACACAAAUGUGAAAGUACCUGCAUUUUUUAAAUAGAUGAAAAGAUGCUCUAUAUAUAUAUAUAUAUAUAUAUAUAUAUAUAUAUAUAUAUAUAUAUAUAUAUAUAUAUAUACACUGCUCAAAUAAAUAAAGGGAACACAAAAAUAACACAUCCUAGAUCUGAAUGAGUUAAAUAUUUACUGAAAUACUUUGUUCUUUACAUAGUUGAAUGUGCUGACAACAAAAUCACACAAAAAUAAAAAAAUUUAAAUAACAUUUUUCAACCCCUGGAGGUCUGGAUUUGGAGUCACACUCAAAAUUAAAGUGGAAAAACAAACUACAGGCUGAUCCAACUUUGAUGUAAUGUAAAAACAAGUCAAAAUGAGGCUCAGUAGUGUGUGUGGCCUCCACGUGCCUGUAUGACCUCCCUACAACGCCUGUGCAUGCUUCUGAUGAGGUGGCGGAUGGUCUCCUGAGGGAUCUCCUCCCAGACCUGGACUAAAGCAUCUGCCAACUCCUGGACAGUCUGUGGUGCAAUGUGACGUUGGUGCAUGGAGCGAGACAUGAUGUCCCAGAUGUGCUAAAUUGGAUUCAGGUCUGGGGAACGGGCGGGCCAGUCCAUAGCAUCAAUGUCUUCGUCUUGCAGGAACUGCUGACACACUCCAGCCACAUGAGUUCCAGGAUCAACCGCACCAGCAUAUUGUCUCACGAGGGGUCUGAGGAUCUCAUCUCGGUACCGAAUGGCAGUCAAGCUACCUCUGGCGAGCACAUGGAGGGCUGUGCGGCUCCCCAAAGAAAUGCCACCCCACACCAUUACUGACCCACUGCCAAAUCGGUCAUGCUGGAGGAUGUUGCAGGCAGCAGAACAUUCUCCACUGCGUCUCCAGACUCUGUCACGUCUGUCACACGUGCUCAGUGUGAACCUGCUUUCAUCUGUGAAGAGCACAGGGUGCCAGUGGCAAAUUUGCCAAUCUUUGUGUUCUCUGGCAAAUGCCAAACGUCCCGCACGGUGUUGGGCUGUAAGCACAACCUCCACCUGUGUACGUCGGGCCCUCAUACCACCCUCGUGGAGUCUGUUUCUGACCGUUUGAGCAGACACAUGCACAUUUGUGGCCUGCUGGAGGUAAUUUUGCAGGGCUCUGGCAGUGCUCCUCCUGUUCCUCCUUGCACAAAGGUGGAGGUAGCGGUCCUGCUGCUGGGUUGUUGCCCUCCUACGGCCUCCUCCACGUCUUCUGAUGUACUGGCCUGUCUCCUGGUAGCGCCUCCAUGCUCUGGACACUACGCUGACAGACACAGCAAACCUUCUUGCCACAGCUCGCAUUGAUGUGCCUUCCUGGAUGAGCUGCACUACCUGAGCCACUUGUGUGGGUUGUAGACUCCGUCUCAUGCUACCACUAGAGUGAUUGACUUGGAGUUACAUUGUGUUGUUUAAGUGUUCCCUUUAUUUUUUUGAGCAGUAUAUAUAUAUAUAUAUAUAUAUAUAUAUCUAUAUAUAUAUAUAUAUAUAUAUAUAUAUUAUUACAAUGUGUUAAGAUGUUAAAAAAUAUAUACAUUUUCAUAAAAAAAGUAUUAUCACUAGAAGGUGAGGGAUAAAGUACACCUAUGGUCAUAUUAGUCACAUUAGAAACUGUUCAAUAAAAGUGUCAGCAAACCAACAAUAAACAUGGAGGGGACAAUAAAUGUAAUUAUAGAAAAUGCUUCAACAGUAUAAAUUAUUUAAUGGUCUAAAUUAAUGGCUUUUACACUUUAAUUUCGAUCAUUGCAGAUAAUACUGCAAGGUUAAUGUUAUUUAGAUGAUAUUUAAACUCUUUAGUAUUGUUGCAUUCUAAGUUGCUAAUAAAAUGUUAUUUAUGAAUACUUGAAAUCCAGUAAUGAUUUUAUGAUUACAUAAUGUGCUUGUACUUGUAAGGCAUCAUUUUUUUGUAGAUUAAUAUAAUUUUGUUUCAAUCAGGUUGGCCAUUUGGAAACACAGUUUGCAAGAUGAGUGGCAUGGUUCAAGGGAUCUCAGUAUCUGCCUCUGUUUUUACCCUUGUAGCUAUAGCAGUGGAUAGGUAAGUAAUAUACAUGAAAAUGUGUGUAUCACUUUCAGGGAUAUUUACUACAUUGAAAACUGUUUUUUUUAAUUUAAAAGUUUAAAUUAAUUUCAAAUUUAAAGCUUAUGUAGCUGGGCUGGAAGAAUUUUGCAGCUCAGCAAUUUUGGCCUUAAAUUUGAAAUUCUCACAGUAGUUAAUAAUUAUGUUAAUGUUUAGUGAAGUCAUACAUUUACAAAGAUCUGUAAUGUUUAUGGAGUAUGCUGUAAGGCUAGAUAUUUCUCAGGGACCCAUAGACAUCUAAACUGCCAUGGACUUUUUAACAGGGUUCUGCUUUUUUCUUAUCUCUCUGAAGCUCUGGGAAAAAGCCGAUUAGAAUAACACACAGGACAACGUAAUGUAUUCCAAACAAGCCUCCCAUUUUAAUACUCACAGAAGAGAGAAUAUAUAGACAUAUUGAUCUAGGAUGAUACACAUUAUUUAGCCAAUCACAAUUGGCAGUGUACUUUGAAAACCAAGCCCUUCUAACAUUUCACAUUAGACCAUAUGUUAGGAGCAGCUAAGCAAGCCUGGUCAGCACAAACUCAGGGUGUGGUUUAGUAUGUGCAGUGCAUGCGACGGAGAGGCUCCUACAGUAAUGGUUUUAAAAUAAAAUAAAAUGAAAUAUUUCACCGAGGUAGCGCAAAAGCACGUAAUCAAAUAUAUAUAAUUUGAUAUAUUAGGCCUAAGCAUUAAGCCUGGUCCCUUCAAUACCCCUUUCUUCACAAAGUGAACACAAAAAUAAAUAUGCCAAAAGAAAAAUAGUUUCAUGUCACCUGCCCACCCAGUAUAUCUGGGGCCACUACAAACCUUAAGGUGGGGAAACCAAUUUUUUUUUUUUUUUUUUUUAAACUCCUCAGGAAACCUGGGUGUGUCCGUGACCAUGUGGGUGCCACCUCCAUCUCGGGGCUGCAUGCUGUUAAUCCAAAUUAAUUAAUUUAGUAAUUCCAAAUAAUUCAAUAUAAACGUCCCAAAAUGAUCUCUUUUCAAAACAUUCGUAUAUAAAAUGUCAAAAACAUAAAAGUGUCUAGAUAUAUAAAAAUAUUAAAACAUUUUCUACUAUAUUAAAUCACCUCAAAGUUCACUUGAAAAUACCAGAUCUGUCCUUAAUUACUUAGAACCCUCAGUACUGGGUUCUUCAGCUAAUAGCAAUCUCUUACCACAAAAAGCCUAUCUUCUGACCUUUGUAUGCAGAGAAAAACACUCCCCUCCUUGUUAAAUGAGUGUACUAUUUAUUUAUAUAUGCAAUUAUUUCCUCUUUUUUUGGGUAGUUUUUAUGAAACAUCUUCUAAUAAGGCAUUUAAACAAUAUGCUUUUAAUUUACCACUACAAGUAUACUACAUUAGUUUCACAGAUGUUGGUCACUUAUAAACUUAAUAAUUUCAACAUACAUAUUCUGAUCUCUAUUAGAAAACAUAAUUGCACAAUUGCCCCAUGAUCAAUUGGGUACACUAGAAGAACCUUACUUUGGCUAAAUUCAUCAUACUUCCACACUUCUUUAUUUAAUUUUAUAUAUAAAUAUAUACAUGCCUCCAGAGACAAUAACACCCAUGUCUACAGAUUAAAAAAAAUCAUUAUCCAUCUCCAAAGAGGACAAGGCUGUAGUGUUAAUUUGCUCUUGACACCUGUGUGCCAAGGAUUUUAGAGGUAUAUCUGAUAAAUAAAAUCACAAACUUACAAAAACUAUUUGGGACCAUUAAUAAGCUUAUCAUAAUAGAUUUUAAUUCAGUACUGAUAAUCAUAGAUAAUAAGCAGUCCUGUACAAAAACAAUACUCGCCUAAUGAAAAUCUGUCACAAGGGUCAGUCAAGGCACUUUGUGAUGGAAAACAUGAAUCAAGAUUUGAUUAGCAGCUGUUUGUGGGGUUCUUUUCACGUAGGAUGUAACAAGUGCUUUUCUUCCAUAGUCCCAUAGUGUAUAUUAAUCUCCAGGAGUGAUGGCAUGCAACUAUUGCUUCACUCUUGCCGGCUGUACAUCAUUUGAUCUGGUUUGAAACCACUAGAGACUUGAGUUAAUGACAUGCACAUUUUCUUCUCUUUAAUAUUACACUCAUACAGACAAUGCCCAUUAUAGCACAUCAAUUCAUAACAAAACACAUUUCAUGCUAAACAAUCAUUGCAAUUUGACUCAUGAUGUCAUUCCACAAAACAAAGGACAAAAAGACAUAGUAACUACACAAAGUAUAUAGCCAGAUGGUAAUACAAAUAUCACAUUCAUGGAAAUGCAAAUAGGUCACAACUCCUUAACACAGUAAUAGAAACAUAGAAAAACAGAAUGUGAUGGCAGAUAAGAACCAUUCGGCACAUCUUGUCUGCCCAAUUUUCUGGCUACUUUCAUUAGUACCUGGCAGCAACUUUCAUUAGUACCUCCCCUCUGGAGAUACAGUUUCUAAUACAACAUGUGAGGUCUCACCAGUGCUCUGUACAAUAGCAUGAACACUUCCCUCUUUCUACUGUUAAUACCUCUCCCUAUAUGACCAAGCAUUCUGCUAGCAUUUCCUGCUACUCCCUUACAUUGUCUGCCUACCUUUAAGUCUUUUGAAAUAAUUACCCUUAAAUCCCUUUACUCAGAUGUUGAGGUUAGGACUGUAUCAGCUAUUCUAAACUCUGCCCUUUAACCCUCAAGAUGCAUGAUCUUUCACUUGUCUACAUUAAAUGUCAGUUUUCAUAGCUCCAUUUUUCUAGUUUACCUAAAGCAUUUGCCAUUUGGCUUAUCCCUCCUGGAAAAUCAACCCUGUUGCAAACCUUUGUAUCAUAAAAAUAUUAAAGAGAAUGAGUCCAGGUACAGAUCUCCUAGGUACCCAACUGGUUACAAGACCUUGGCUCAAAUAUACUCCAUUUACUUCAACCCUCUUCAACCCUCUGUUGCCUGUCACUCAGCCACUUACUAACCCAUUCAUCAUUACUGGAUUUCAAACUCAAAGAUUGCAGUUUAUUGAUAAGUAAAAAAAAACCAGUACGAUCCAAAUGCAUGGAACAGUUAUUUAAUUGGUAAUCAGGCUGGAGGAGUGAUGACGUAGUACAUAGUUACACUCACUGUGCAUAGAGCGGAGGGGGCGAGGAAGACCAUGCAAGAAGCAGCAUGAUAGAGCGCCGUCCUGGAGGCAAGGAAAACUGCAACUCACAUUGAGACCUAGGAGUGAGGAGAGAGGGGGGCUGUGUCCAGAGGAGACGUGGUCUGCACCGGACUGGCAAGCUUGUUCCAUCUGGCUCCAUGGUACCACAUGCUAUCUAGUGGCUGGGAUGCGGCGUGGAGUUUGAGGAGUUGCAUGAGGGGGGUCGCCAUCUUGGAAUGGAGCACAACACUGAAGCAGCAGAUAAGUUCAAUUCAAUCUGACAUCAAUUUAUCCCUAGCACUGUUAUGGGGAAUAUUGUAAAAUUCUAUCUGAACUCAAUUUAAUGUUUGGACUGGCUACAGGAGUCAUUCAACUGGCCUUAGGGUGGUGGAGAAUGGAAAGACUAUUUCCAUAGCUACAGAACUGAAUAUAGAAGACACCAGGACAAGACUGAUUGGUCUGAAGUUUGAGCAGAUCAAUAAACUCCCACCUGCAUAUGAAAUCCAGAGACAUACUCUUUAAGUUUCCUUUUAACAUAAAAUUAAGCGAGUAUACAUAUACAAAUUAAGUGAGUAUAAUGACAAUCCAUUAAGUCAGAUAAAAUGUUAACUCAGAAAUAAGGCAGAUCAUACUGCCUUGAGAUAUUAAAUCAAACACAAAAUCUACAGGCAAGGUACUAUAAAACUCAAUCUGCAUUACUGAAGUAAAUGCAUAUUUGGAAUCACAUAACUUAGCAAUGAAAGUAAUAAAGACUGGGAAAGAGUGGUUGCGCUUUUGGACAUAGUGAUCCAUCUGUUAAAGAUGUUUAUAAGAUCUAAGCCCAACAGACACUGCCAUUUGCUUUUUUGUUUUAUUUUUUUACUUUUUACUUUUUUGGUUCGAAUUGCAAAACCAUUUUAGAAUAAAAGGCAUUUUAAAAUAAAAACAGGGGACAACAUGAGCAGAAGAAAGAAACAGGAAACAGAAAGGAAAUUGUCUGGUACUGCUCCUAAUCUCAGGCAACACUUCUCCCCUUUAAUACAUACUAAAAUAUGGCUAACAGGAAAAUUACUGAUACAAAAAACCCUCAAAAAAAGAUAGGAAAUAGGAGAAUAAACCAGAUAAAUGCUUAUUUUUCUCCUCCCCUAUAACAAAUAAAGCAGAUCUGCAUCUACUAGACAUGGAGGAAACUACGCAUUAUGUCUGAUGAACACCAUGAAAGCUCCCAGACCACUUUGAGAAAGAAAGACCAAGCAAUAGAGAAAGCAUUUGAAUCUCAACUGGAAAAAAUUGAAAUAAAUAACAUUAUAAAGGAAAUUAAAAAAAGAACUAAAGCAGACAAGGGGAAAAGUUUAAGAAAAUUAAGAAUCACUCCUACAAAUGAAGUUACACCUUUAGCAGCAAGAAAAAAUUGCUACAAAACAAGAAUACAAAAUUAACGAUUUGGAAAAAGAACUAUCAGACCUAGAGAAUAGAUGCAGAGAAAUAACGUGAGAUUUAGAGAUCUUCCUGAAUCUGUACCUCAAGAUCAGCUGGACACCUUUGUAACCAAAUACAUAAAAACACUUUGUGUAGACAAAUCCAGAUAUAUAAACGUGCUAGAAAGAGCCAUAGAGCUUUCAAACCACCAGGGAUCCCUAGCUCCCAGCCAAGAGACAUUAUUAUAUGUUGCACAACUCCCAAGCUCAAGGAGCAAAACAUCAAAGCAGCACGAGAUGCCUCCUUGAUACUCUGUUUUGCAGAAAUAAAGAUCUUUUUAGACCUUUCGUUCUUCACUAGAAAUGAGAGACGUCAAUACGCAGAUUCAACAAGGAUUCCAUGGAACAAAGGAAUUAAAUAUAAAUGGAUUAUAAGGAGAAAAAUAUCAUAUAGAUAUUAGAUAUAUUCUGGUUUUUUUUCUCCUUCCUGUUUUCAUUAAUUGUGCAAUAGUUUUAAAUGUUCACAGGUUACACUGUUAAUUAUCACUAGAUAUAUACAGGGAGGUUUGCACUUAUUUCACUCUUGAAAGAAGGGGGAGGAGGGAAAAAAAGAACAAGUUUACAUUUAUGACCUCAUUAUGAUACAUAACAAGAUACUUUCACCUGUGGAAGUUUGAUGUACUGCUAUAUAGAAAACCAGCUUAAUAAUAAGAUACAUUAUGAACAAGAAGAAAGAGGAUUUGUUUAGAGAACAAUUAAUAAGCACUUAAGUUAUUUUUUUACACUAUAAUAUAAGAAUGUUUUUUUGAUACUAUCCCAAUACAGGGGACAAAAUGUUUUUGUUUUGUGUUUUAACAUAUUUUGAAAUGUCUAUAGUUUACACUUUUAAUCACUAAGAGACACAUCAGAUCGACUUUUUUUCAUUACAAUACACAAGAUACUUACAUUUUUGUUUUUUUUCAAUAUAUAUUGUUAUAUAGAAUACUAGCCUAAUAAUAUGAUACAUUAUGAAUAAGACGAAAGAUAAGUUGUCUAUUAAAGAAUCAAAAGGAACUAAAGUAUUUUAAAAAAAAUGUUUUUAUCUCAAUACUCAAAGAAUAUAUUUGACACUAUUUCAGUGUGUGAAGGGAAAAGCAAACAGGAUUUUUUUUUCUCUUCCUUUGAAUAUAUAUUGUUUGGCAAUUAUAUUAAAGCUCUAAAUGUACAUAGCUUACUCAUUUAUUCACCAUGAGACAUUAAUAGAGCAGUCUGCACUUUUUUUUCUCCCUCCAAAAACAAAUCCAAAUUAUAACUUAAAUAUACUCUUCAAUGUACUCUUUCAAGAGGCAACAAAGAUAAUCUAAUCUCCUUUGCCACUCUGCAAAUAAUGGCAAAAAAAAAAUGAGGUUUGGCUGACUAUCUCUGUGAGCCAUUUGGGUAUGGUACUUACAGAGAUAUUUCUAUACCUAUGGAAAUAUGGGACCUGAGUAUGUUUUAAUGUUUUUUUGAAUUGUAUUUGUAAUGUGUUAGUGACAUGGUUGUUGGUACUCUGGACAUGGGGAGCUGAAAAAGAAGAAGAAAUAUGGUUAGAUUUGCCAUAAUUAAUACCCAGGGGCUUAAUACACCACAUAAAAGAUCCAUAUUAUUAGACUGUAAGAAGCGGAAAGCAGAUAUUUGCAAUCUGCAAGAAACCCACUGGAGAUCAAGAGGUAAAUGAAUCUUAUAUCUAAAGCAUACACCACUAUUGUAUCUGCAUCAUUAGAACAUAAAAAGUGAGGACUGGCUAUAUUAAUAUCUAACUAUUUCGGUUUUAAAAGUAUUCACAUGGAAUAAGAUAUAGAGGGAAGAUACAUAAUUAUUAUCUAUGCAUAAGAUGAGGCAGAGGCAUCAAUGAUGCCCACCGAUUAUCAGAGAUAAAGAACACAGUAAUGAACAGUUAAAUCCGAGCUGCAGGGUCUCCUUACUGUAGUUCCAACAGUGUAACAAGCAGAUAGACAAAAAAUGGAGUUCUGCGCAUCAAGUAGGUAGUGCACACCCAAGUGCUACUGCAGUUUAUUAGAGGACACAAUAUAAACAAACGUUUCGGACAACAAGCCCUUCCUCAGUGCUAAUGUCCUACACAAUACACACAGUAGCAGUACAGACAAUAUAUACAAGUGAAAGAAAUACUUACAUUCAAAAGAGUGCCACCCACCAGCAAUAAUGCAAAUUAACAGCAGCUGAAACUGACAAUCUCCAUGUUUCCAGCAUGUUCAUAGUCUCUAGUCACUUCCUGGUUCAGUUGGUCUGUGUGUGAUGACGUCAGCAGACAUGCCCAUUGUGUGUGCCAUCAUCAUAUACUCUAUAUACACUGAUUGACCUUUUUACCCAAACCAUCUCAUCUCAUGCCUCAAACCAAAUUCAUCACUACCAUUCAUAAUCAAAAAAAAAAAAAAAAAAAAAAAAAAAAAAAAAGAAUAAAAUAAAAAUGUUUGGUGAUUUUAAUUGUGUAUCAGAACCACAACUGGAUAAAAAAAAAUAUCACAGGAGAAAUAAGAGAUAAAGGAAUAAUCAGACUCUCACAAAGAUGUAGAUCACCAAUUCAAAACUAUGCAUUAUAUGAUAUCUGGCUAAUCUUCCACCCAUCUAGAGCUAACAAGCUAUCCCCUUCAGAUAUGAUAUCAAAUAAAAUCAUCAAUCUAAAAAAUAAAAUGAAUGAUGAAUUAAUAAAGUAAGUAAAACUCUAGAGAGAUUAAAAGCUAGAUUUUAUCAUAAAGGAAAUAGAACAGACAGAUUGCUCUCUAAUAAAUUUGAAAAUGAAAACUAAUUAAUUCUAUAAGAUUAUUUACAAAGAGGCUGCUUGCCUCCCAAAAAAUAGGAAGAGCCUUCAAUGAUUACUAUCACCAAUUAUAUAAUUUGCCAACCAUACAAAAAGAUCCUAAAGAAUGAUUUAAAGAUAAAAACUUCCCAAAGAUUCCACAGGAAUCCUCAGGAAUUUCCUCAGGAAAAACUGAAAGAUCUAAACCCCCCAAUCUCCCUGACAGAAAUACAUACUUCCCUCGGGGAAGUCUAAAAAAAGAUAGGGCCGGGGCCUAUUUGAUCUAUUUGACUAUGUAUUUUGGUCAGAGAGAUUGGGGCAUUUAGAUCUUUUAGACAGAUUGGAUGGUUCUUUUUAUAAAAGAUUCAACAAUGAAAUAUCCCUAUACUAGUAAUUACCUUUAAUCGAUUUGUGAAUCAGGCAAAAAUACCUGAAGAACUACUCAAGGGCAAUAUCAUAUCAAUAUUGAAAACUAGCAAAAACUCAGAAAAGGUUGAUAACUACCAUCCAAUUUCUUUAGUCAAUGAAGAUAUUAAGAUCUGUGUGGGAGUAUGGGCUGAGAGAGUGAAAAAGAAGAUCAAUUAAUACACACAAAUCAUUCUGGGCAGAUCUUCGACAAGCCACAUAAGAAAUAUUAUUGAGAUUUUGUACCAAUCCAGUAGAGACCAUGCCCCCAUGAUGGCCCUGUUGUGGAAGCAGAAAAGGCCAUCAACAGGGUCAACUGGGACUUUCUAAGAGAAUCUUUGGUGACCUUUGGAUUUUCAGAGAGGAUAUUAGGAGCAAAAAUGGCAUUAUACAGAGGACCUCAGAGUUGAAAAAUUGAUCCAAGCAUUAAAUCAAAUUGGUUCAAGAUUUCAAAUGGUACUCAUCAAGCCUGCCAGUUAUGCCCUUUAUUAUAUAUUUUUACUAUUGAGUCCCUGGCAGCAGAGAUAAAAUCUAACCUUGAAAUCAAGGGUUUGGGUUAUAAUCAUCACCAGAAAAUUAUGUUGAACACAGAUGAUAUCCUUCUGAGCAUCACAAAUCCAAGAGAAACAGUUGAUCAAAUCAUGAACAGUAUUCAGAACUUCAAUAAUUAUUCUAAUUAUAAAUUAAACACAGAAAAAUCUAUGGAAUUAUAUUGUAACACCACUCUAAUUGGGGGGGUGGCGGGAGCAGAACACCAAACGAGAUGGCCGCAUAAGACCGGGGCGCUGUGCAUGGUGGACGAUUAAAGUAUGCCCAGUUCGACACCACAAGAUUAAAAACGAAAGAGAUCUACAGGGAAAGAUAACACAAAGAUAUAUACCCCAGAGGGGAUAUAUAAAAAAGGGGGUUAUAGGUUACACAUAAGGAUAUAUAGAGAAAAACAACCUUAAAAUCAGAAUAGGUAUGGAACCAAGAUGAAUCUAAAAAAGAGAAGCUGAAUAUGGUGAAACACGUAAUGUCUAUAUAUAGACUCUAGGAGGUAGAGAACUUGCAAGAUGUCAAGCAAAAAUGUGCCUGUCUCCCCCAGGGGUAUCUCCAGGUGACUGGUUCUCUUCAAAGUAUAUCCUCAAAGAAUAAAGGAGAACAAAUACUGCAAUAUGUAUAAAAAGGAUAACAAUUUAAUUCAAGGUUGCACAACACAUAGAAAGUGACAGCAGGCCUAUCUCCACUGGCAAAGUGGAACAAUAGAUGUUCCUCCGAUCCUGGUAGAUCCUUGGAGAUAGAGUGCUGUUCACUGGACAGCCAUACAAAUAUAUAUAUAUAUAUAUAUAUAUAUAUAUAUAUAUAUAUAUAUAUACACACAAAAUCAAUAUAACGAAUAAAAACAAUAGAUGAGUAAAAGUCUGGAAAGGCUUCUUAUCCUGUUUGUUAGAUUUGACUUAAUAUUCUUAUUUAGAAUUUUGUCGAGAUUAUAUUGAACCAGAUCAUUGAAUACCUCAAGAUAUUUUCCCCUUUCAAAGUCUGGGUAAAAACUAGAUACAUUUUUAGAUUUGAAUGAAUAAUGGGAAUUCAAUCGUUGUUUAAAUCUACUUCAUCUAUAUUCUCCACAACUCCUUUAUGUAUUUGUUUAAUUAGUUCAUCAUUAUAUCUUUUUUCAGAGAACCUUUUUACGGUAAGUUUCUUUAGAAACUUUUGAUUAUGUAAAAUUAAAUCAAAAGGUUUUGGACUGGUGGUAGGGGCAAAUUUUAAGACUUUUUUCUAAUGACAACUCCUCUAUUGAUAGGUCAAUUCCUUAAAUAUUAAAAAUACCUUCUGUAUAUUGUUUUAAUUGUGCAUGUGAGGUAUCACUGGGGAUACUAGGUCCUCCCUUGCUUCCAGGUCAUAUGUGGUCUAUUUUUCUUUGGUUACCCUAAAGCUUGAUAUCUGUUUUGGGUGGUGAAGAAAGGAUGUAUUCGGUCUUUUCUUUGGCACAGCCCCUUGUUUUAAAAAGACUGUUCUUGGUGAUUAAGUUUGGAAGUGGGCAGAGAAUUAUUUUCCCAAAACCGUGAAGGUUUAGAAUGAGCUUGAUAGGUGGAUAGUGGUUUUCUUUCUGAGUCCUUAUAUGUAUUAUUUCUAAAAACUCUCUUAGACGUAUCUGACUUUUUUUCAAAGAACCUUAAAAUAUUGUUUUUCAAAGAGCCUUUUUACGGUAAGUUUCUUUAGAAACUUUUGAUUAUUUAAAAAUAAAUCAAAAGAUGUUAGACCAGUGGAAGGGGCAAAAUUUAAGCCUUUUUCUAGUAAUGACUUAUCUUGUGCUACAGUAAAAGAUGUCUCAUCAUAAAAGCAAAGCUAAGGGAGACAGAACCUCCUUCUUCACUGCAAAAUUCAACAAAAACUGCUGACCCUCCAGGAAAGCUUUCAAGAUGGCGACCAUAAGUCUGGAGAUAGUCAGGAGUCCUGCUCACUUUAGCAUACCUCACAAGACAGUGAAGGCCAAAUAACACUAUCUAUCUUACAAAAGAUGCUGGAUGCUCAAUCCAAACAACUUCUGACCCAAUUUCAAACAUCUAUAUCCGAGUUGAAAAAAGAAAUACAAGACAUCUGUGACAGGACCGCACACUUAGAAACUAAGAUCAAACUAAGAUCAAACAACCACACACAACUCCCUCGUGGUUAAAAUACAACAACUGGAGUCACAUCUGGCCUCCCAUGACUCCAAACUGGCAGAUCUGGAGGACCGUUCCUGUCGGAACAAUUUGAGGCUCAGAGUGAUACCGGACUACACAUCAAUGGGGGACCUAGAGGCAUUCGCAACAGGCCUAUUUCAAAAUCUAUGCCCCGAUAUACCUGUCAAGAUCUCUUAGAUCAAAUCCACAGAGUGGCAAAAGCGCAAGCUGCACUGGCAUCCGCACCUAGAAACAUGCUGCUUUGAGCCCACUACCAUCACAUUAAAGAAGAAAUAUGAAGGCCCAGCAGAAAUACCAAAACUCUGGCUGAAGCUGAAACAAGGGCAUUCAAAUAUUUACAGAUAUAUCUCCAGCUACCUUAACUGUGAGGACACUUCAACCCGGUAGCAACUGCCAUGAGGAGGCAUCAAAUCCCGCAUUGAUGGGGACUCCCUACCAGGCUUAUAAUAACCUGAAAUGGGCUGACAACCCCCGUACUUAACCUGGAAGAUGACCUCCAACUUCUGAGAUGAUGGGAUUUACAACCGGCGAACACAUCUACUGCACCGAAUGAACCACAGCCAUUUCCUCCUGAAUGGAAGCGAGCGAGGCGCUAAAAUAAGUGAGAUGCACAAACUACCUAAAUUAUUACUUGUUAUUUGUUCUCCACCGUUCUUCCUUCCCUCUCAACAGUUAUACUUAACUCUGAUCUCAGCAAUUCUAAGGCACUACGAUAGUGCAAUGUUUCCGUUCUAUAAUAGAUAGGGCACCAACGCAUCUAAGUCAUGUAGACUGGUGGGCUACAUGGUGAAAUGAUCUGCAAAAUUGUUCAUAUGUAAAUAGCUGAAGGGAACAAAGAAUGUUCCAAACUCCCACCCAGCCCACCAGUGCACCAAGGUAGGACCACAAACGUCAAAGAAUUUACCACCCAGCUGCGAAUGAGACCAGCGAUCAACAACUUAUACUUUAGUGAAGGGACAUUGACUCUGUUCGCACUCUCGAAGAUUGAUCAUGUGCUCCUUCCUCGUACUGGUCCGACAUAAAGCAAUUCCUCUAAGGCAUCAGAAUGGUGCAAUGUUUCAACCUCCCUCCUCAGAGGGUGAACAGGUACCAAUGGUGCCUUUGGGGCACCUGCAACAGUGUUUUAACAUGCCAUGUGUCUACAUACCCAAACUUAGUUAGAACACUACCAGCUUUGCCUGUGCAGGGGUACCACUUACAGUCUACUAGAGGCUGAAUACAAUAUACAUCCAAAGAAAUGUUAAAAAGCAUGACUUCUUUGUGUAAACUUUACAAAGUAAUAGCGAUUGUCAACAUGUGAUUUUAUUAAUGUGGUGCAAACAACCUCCUUUACAUAAUAUGGCCCUAAUGCCGACCACCUAUAGAUAAUGGAAAGCCCCCAGUAAACGUAAGAGGCAACGAGGCUCCCCUACCACUACCCCCUCCCCAUACCCUCUCCCACAGCCCGAGGGACCUUAUAAGAUUUUGACUCUGGCACUGCAAUACUAAUGCCUGAGUUAAGUUUCACAGACCUGAUCGAGACACGGAAGAGUAAAACUGUCAUGCUGAUAUUUUGAGAUUGAUAAUUAAAGGGACACUAUAGUCACAUGAACAACUUCAGCUUAAUGAGGUUGUUCAGGUGAGAACUAUAGCUCCCUGCAGCCUUUCUCAGGUAAACACUUUAUUUUCUGAGAAUACAUUGAAAGCUAGGAACACCUCCAGUUGUAGUCACUCAGAAUGCCACCAGAGGGACAUCCGCGUUGAUUGAGGCAUAAAACUGGUGACUAUAAUCUCCCUUUAAGUCCAAAAGAGAGAGCCACUAACCAAAAUGGGACAAUGAUUGGAGACUCUGUUUCAAUAUGCUUUGCAAACUCUCAAUAGGUGCUACUAUGUUAUUCUAUGCUUUUAUGUUUUAAGAUUUAUUUCAAGUUUUGUCGAGUUGGGACGAGACAGUAGUACUGAUAAGUGUAUAGAUCCACCUGUACAGGGUGUGGCAUGCCAACCUGGUACUCCGCACAGCACACCUCAAACCUCCCCAAGGGAAAUGGGUGUCACACUCAGUACAGUCGAAUCCAACAACUGUUCGCCGGAGGGUGAAAUUGGCUGAUUGCAUGGGGAGCAGCUGCAAGAUGUACACAGGUGCUUACUUCUGCUACACCUGUAUACAAAACUCAAACCAUUUUCUUUCCUCCUUCUUUCCUCUUUUUCAUUCUCUUUGCUGAUGGGCAGGUGAGGAUGGUGGUGGGUGGGAUAUGGACAAAAGGUAUGCUGGAUAGCACCCAAAAACCUUCAUGCGCAUAGUCUCAUUCGUAUGAAUGCCCCUUCCAAACGUCAUGCUCUGUACAGAGAAAUUAAACAGCUUAAAGGAGACAUUGUGUGCUUACAAGAAAACAAACUUUCGUAAGAAUUUCCAUCUAUGUGGAAGCUAUUUAGCAACCAACUGUCAUUUCCCUUGAUUAACAAAGAAGCAGUCCUGAAGGGAAGGUUCUAAUCAUAGUUAUACUAGCACUGAUAAACAAAGUCACCUAUACAAUAGCUAACAUAUAUGCCCCUAACAACAACCAGAAAGACUUUUUAACUGGUCCUGUCCAAAUUUGAGGUUUGCUUAUUCUUGGGGGCGACUUCAACUGCAUUCAAGUUGACUCCACUUUGGACAAAACGCCAACAAGAGUAGAAACACAGACAAAAUUGGCCAAGCAAUUGACUUCUCUUUUCAAUUCCUACAACCUCUAUGAUGUCUGGAGGUCACAUAACACACCCGACAAAGCUUACACAUACUACUCCUCAUUACAUAACUGCUGUACUGGGAUAGAUCGAUACUACAUCAAAGUCACACACCUAGAACAAGUCAUAUACUGUGAGAUAGGGAAUAUUAAUUGGUCGGACCACGCUCCGAUUACCUUCAUGUUGUCAGAAAUAAUCAGGCAUAAAUAUAGGUUCAACUGAGUAAAAAAAAUAUUUAAUUAUUUGGGCAUCAAAAUCUCAAAAACCCAGCACAGUGGGAAGUGUUUAAUUUACUCCCCUUGAUCAAAGAAAUACACUGAAAUUUAAAAAAUAAUGGAAAAACCUAGAAAUUUCCUGUCUAGGGAAAAUAAAUACCAUGAAAGCAUAUGUUGUACUAAGAUUAACCUAUAUUAUGAAAAUUAUUCCACUGAAGACACCCAAGAGCUGGUUAGAAUUGAUUCAGUCACUGUUUACUAAAUGAAUUUAGCCAUGUAAAAACCCCCAGAUUAAACCGAAAUAUUCUGGCAAGGAGUAGAGCUGAAGGGGUCAUGGGAAUCAAAACUAUCAAAGAUAACACGUUUUAAUAAUUAAUAAUAAUACCUCAAAUGAAAAUUGGUAUACCAUUCAACAACACUUCACUAUUAAAAAUAAAAAUCUAGAAUCAUAUAUUUAGAUGGUUGAUAAAAAGAUAUACAAAGCUGUAACAAUUCUAACUCUCUACUAAUCCACUUUCCUACAUGAUAUGUUUUUAUAAAUUAAAUUGGCCUAAAAGGAAAAUGAGUAUCGACUUUACAGCUGUAUAUAUUGUCAAAUCUAAUAACUGAUAUAAAUAUAAAGGUUUGGCUUGCUAGGGGAAUAAAGAGGAUCUACAAUCUACUCAAUGUGAAUACAUUAAAAUAUUUUGAUCAAUUACAAAUAGAAUGCAACUUACCAACAAUAGAAUGGUUUAACUAUAUGUAAAUUAUAUAGUUUCUAAACAAACAUCUAAAAUUAGAUCAGCUAAGAUUAGAUCUGUUAAGAUGCUGACUGAACUAUAUGAACAGGCAGAUUAUAACCAUUUAUUAGCAAAGUGCCACAAGUUAGUCAACAGGUCCCAGACAAAUUAAAUUUCCCAUGCAAUUACUAAAUGAAAGUUAGAUUUAAACAUAAUAAUUGCUAUGAAAGAUUGAAUUGAUUCCCUCACCGUGCUAUGUAAGACCUGCCACUGUUUAAAUAUACAUGAAAUUCAUUACAAGAUACUAGAGUUGGUCUGAACCAAAGGAGGAUCCUAAACACAUGUAAUGGGAUUGCAUGACAGCUAAAGAAUUUUUUUUUUUUAUCAAAUCUCUUUAUUAAGAGUUUGUAUUGGUGCCUGGAAUGGCAUUGUUACAUUUGGACAUGAAAACAUUAAACAAAGAUCUUAGGGCCAUUGUCCUCCAUAUUCUAAUGGCUAUUAAAUUAUUGAUAGCUGCAAACCGGAAAUCCUCUUUGAUGGGUAGUUGGUCUAAGAUCCACUCAAAGGUAGUUGAACAAUGCAAAAUGCAACGUGUCAUUGCUAGCCAUUUUUGCUCAAUUUUUCCUGAUGUACUUCUUGGGAUAAAUAGAUCUAAAAACUAACCCUGGAUAACAAAAUUUAUCUUAUAUUUGUCAGUUUUUCCAUUUCUAAAUUAUAUUGAGGUGUUAAUUCUGAUACAUGUUUGAUAAGUAACUUAGAUACUUGUAUCACAAGAUUGGGUGUUACAUAUGCUCCUCCUGUCCCGAGCCCUACCCACAAGUCUAUUUAUGAUAUGGUAUGUUAUGUUGUGCACUUUAAAUUUGUCUUUAAAUAUAUUUAUGUUUGUAUUUAUACUGAAAAAUAAAAGGAUGAAUAUUAAAAAAUAAUUAAAUAAAUAGGUAAUCGGGCUGGAAUCUCUGUCUAUAUCUAUAACUUACAAUAAAUUGAUUAUUAAAUGCUUUAAAACAAUACAGUAAUCAUAAUUCACCAAACUCUGCAUAACUACUAUUCUACUUGCCAGUUAAGCUGCACACUUUAUUAUAUAUGCAUACAAUGGGUAUCCAAACCAAACAUUAAAAUACAGUCAAUGCAUCCAAACAUUUUUUUUUAUCAGCUGUAUUUAUUACAUAUUUUUGUAAGGUAUAUCACUUUAUUUUCUUUCUCAUUUUCCACUUAUAUCUGCUUGUAUCUUCUCAACUGUCUUAUUAUACUUUAUACAUCUUGUUGUUGUUUUGUUUUGUUUUUAGAAAGAAAAGGGUCCCUUUAUGUGGAGGGACUGCUACCUGUUAGUGAAUUGAUUUGUGUGUUAUUCCCCAUGUUUUUCUCCUAUAUUAUGUGUAUUCUUGGGUUUUACCUACUCCCCUAUCGGGAGUCCCCAUACGAACGAGUUCUGUUCACCUCCUGAACGAGGACCACCUCGAUACCCCAUUUAGAAUGUUUGUUUGGAAUGUUUGCACCUCGUUAGAAUGUUCGCACCUAGUCAACGAGGUGUGAAAACCACAAACUGCAAGGGAAGUCUUCUUUAGAUGAAUGUCAUCCAGGGGGAGCAUUCGCAGAUUGCUUCCCACCUCCCCAGUGCCCCAUGGAAUGUCAAUUCGAACGUUGGCAACUUGCAACAUAAGUGUGAAACCGCAAGGGAAGUAAUUAAUCAAUGCUCCCCUGGGUGGCCGCUGUUCGUAUAGACGGAGGGCGGCCAGGGGGAGCGUUCGAGUCCCGAACAGAGAUGCUUCCCUUGCCUGGUUUCACUCAGGGAUGAAUGGAGGCAGUUACCAUUCUGGAGGAUUUCUGAGAUUGGUGGGGACACUCUCUUGGGGACAAUGGCAGUUUGGAGGGCUUUCUGUGGCUGGGAGGCACAGAGGUGGGAAGAUUUCCCAUGAUGGGACUCCCAGGCACAGAGGCUAAUGGGAAGAAGACCCCUGCACUGGGAAGUGGGAAACCCUGUAGUUGGGUGGUGGGUACUGGGGACAAAGGGACACACACACAGGCCCCUGAGAGGGGAAGGACCCUGGGACCCUAGUUGUUCUGGUGACUAUAGUGUCAUUUUAAUAAAAAACAGAGUGGUCAUAGUGGUAAACUAAAAACCUGAAACCAAAGCAUAAAUUAAAUGGUGCAUGCAAGAAUUUAAAAUGUGGUUUAUGCAGAUAUUAUGAUCAGAUUUUCAUGCCGUGUUAUCGAAAAGAAGCAUAUUUUUUAUUGUAGACAAGAGCAGGAAGAAAUUACUUUCUAUUUUUCCCUAAAUCUGGCAGAGGGAACAAAUACAUUAUGUGAGGUCAGUGAGAAAUGAAAUAUAAUAGCUGCAAAUAUCCUCAUCUUCAAACAUGUUUAGACAAAAAGAACAUUAACUCUUUGAAUGACCAAAUUCAGUAUAAACCAUUUUAUUUUAAUGCAUUUUGCAGGUUGAAAUAUAGACCUCAAUUUAAAGGGACACUAUAGUCACCAGGAGAACUAAAACUUAAUGUAGUGGUUUUGGUGUCUAUAGCAUGUCCCUGCAGGCAUUUCAUGUAAAUACUGCUUAGGGACACCUCUAGUGGCAGUCAUUCAGACAGCCCCUUGAGGUACUUCCUGGGUCAGUGCUACCCAAUGUGUAGCACUGAUGUUCAAUAUCUCCAUGCUCUGCAUGCAAACAAUGAAAGCUCCCCAUAGAGGCAUGAGGAAAUGCUGAAUUGCACAGAGUGGCAUUUUGCCACACAGAGCAGCAUUUUGUGCUUCAUGCAUGAUAUCUCCCAAUGUUUUCCAAUGGAAAAACAUUGGAUUGGCAGAUAUCAUAAAAUUUGAUGAUCUCAGCCAAGGGGAUAGAGUGUGCCUGGGCCAGCUGUGACGGGGUCUGUGCAGCACUGGAAAAACGUGAGUAAAUCACCUUUUUAACUCGAGGUAAGGGGUGCUUGGGGCCUUAACAGCUAUUUAGAUCUAUAGCGUGAGGAAUACACAUUUGUAUUCCUGACACUAUAGUGUUCCUUUAAUAUUGUUGGAUCAUCUUUCCAAAUUACUUAUGUUUGACUAAACUUUCAAAAUGGUUUCAUAUAAUAAAAAAUAUGAAAAUUGUGUAAUAUUUAAAUUUCUAUAUAUAUUGAUAUAUAAUUUAUAUUAAAUUAUAUUAUAUUAAUUAAUUUUCGAUGUAGUUUUAUCCCUGUGUCUUUGUCUCUUUAAGCAAAUUCCAUCUAACCUGCCUAGAUAUAAACAAAUACUACUAGGCCAUCUUUUAAUCUCAGCAAAUUCCUUCAUCUCCCACUCUGGAAAUCACCCACCAUACCAACUGUGGGUGAAGUCUUAUCUGUAGUAUUUGAAAAGAACACAUGUGAAUUAGCUUUCUGUGAACCCUCUACCUUCACAUCUAUACUGCAGCAUGAAUGGUCCAUGUGGGAAGAUGGUGUGAAAAAAGAAUACAGACUUUAAAGGGACACUGUAGGCACCCAGACCACUUCAGCUCAUUGAAGUGGUCUGGGUGCAGUCCCUUUUGCACCUAGUGCUGCAAUGUAAAACAUUGCAGUUACAGAGAACUACAAUGUUUACAUUGCAGCACUAAGUAUGCUCUCAGUGGCUGUCGACCAGACAGCCACUUGGGGCGCUUCCAGAAUUGUAACAGACUUUUGGUCCGUUAUCUGAUGUGCAUUAGACCCAGCGGGUCACGGGACAGAGGAGUGGGCAAAGCUUCCACCCAGCACCGAGGAACAUCGGCGCUGGGAUAAAGUAAGUAAAUAAAGUGGUUUUAACCCAUAAUUUACUGGGUAUGAGGUGGCGUGAGGGAGGGGGGAGGCAGAGGGAUUGGUAGUGCGAGGAAUACAGCUUUGUAUUCCUGGCACUACAGUAUCCCUUUAACCACGUUCACACCUAACUGAAUGCUUGUUCUACUUACUGACUUUUUGUUUGGGACCAUGUCAUAACAUUAUUAUGUAUAUACUUUACUUAUUUCAUUUAUAUAGGAAACUAUAAUUUUUAUGUGUAGAAAAAUAGAAACAUAGAAUGUGACGGCAGAUAAGAACCAUUUGGCCCAUCUAGACUGCCCUAUAUUUUAAAAAAACUUUAAUUCUUCCAUGGCCUUAUCUUAUACAGGUGAUACUCGAAAAAAUAGAAUAUCGUGCAAAAGUUCAUUUAUUUCAGUAAUGCAACGUAAAAGGGGAAACUAAUAUAUGAGAUAGAUGCAUUACAUGCAAAGCAAAAUAGUUCAAGCUGUGAUUUGUCAUAAGUGCGAUGAUUAUGGCUUACGAUAUUCUAAUUUAUGGAGUAUCAGCUGUAGUUAGGAUAGCAUUAUGCAUAUCCAACACAUGCUUAAACUCCUUUAUUGUGUUAACCUCUACCACUUCAUGUGGAAGGCUAUUCCAUGCAUUCACUACCCUCUCAGUAAAGUAAUACUUCCUGAUAUUAUUUUUAAACCUUUGCCCCUCUAAUUUAAGACUAUGUCCACUUGUUGUGGUAGUUUUUCUUCUUUUAAAUAUAGUCUCCUCCUUUACUGUGUUGAUUCCCUUUAUUUAUUUAAAUGUUUCCAUCAUAUCCCCCCCGUCUCGUCUUUCCUUACUUUAACCUAUUUAGUUUAGAAAAAGGUUGCCUGAGAGGGGAUAUGAUAACAUUAUACAAAUAUAUUCGGGGCCAAUACAAACCAUUGUGUGGAAAUCUAUUCACAAACCGGACUUUACAUAGGACACAAGGCCAUGCGUUUAGACUGGAAGACAGAAGAUUUCGUCUGAGGCAAAGGAAAGUUUUUUUUUACUGUAAGAACAAUCCGGAUGUGGAAUUCUCUGCCUGAAGAAUUGGUUUUAUCAGAGUCCAUACAGAUGUUCAAACAGCUACUAGAUGCAUACUUGCAAAAACAGAAUAUUCAAGGAUAUAAUCUUGCAAUGUAGGGUAAUAACUGCUUGAUCCAAGGAUAAAUCUGACUGCCAUUCUGGGGUCAAGAAGGAAUUUUUUUCCUAGCUUGUUGCAAAAUUGUGCUUCAAACUGUUUUUUUUUGCCUUCCUUUGGAUCAACAGCAAAAAACAAAUGUGAGGAAGGCUGAACUUGAUGGACGCAAGUCUCUUUUCAGCUAUGUAACUAUGUAACUAUGUAACCUUUCGUGGUAAGUUUUAUCCUGCAAUCCAUGAACCAGUUUAGUAGCCCUUCUCUGAACUCUCUCUAAAGUAUCAAUAUCCUUCUGGAGAUACGGUCUCCAGUACUGCAUACCAUACUCCAAGUGAGGUCUCACCAGUGUUCUGUACAAUGGCAUGAGCACUUCACUCUUUCUACUGCAAACACCUCUCCCUAUAAAACCAAGCAUUCUGCUAGCAUUUCCUGCUGCACUAUUACAUUGUCUGCUAGCAUGUCCUGCUGCACUAUUACAUUGUCUGCCUACCUUUAAGUCAUCAGAAAUAAUCACCCCUAAAUCCCUUUCCUCCUAUGUUGAGGUUAGGAUAUUCUGUACUCUGCCCUUUGGUUCUUACGUCCAAGAUGCAUUAUCUUGCACUUAUCCACAUUAAAUGUCAGUUGCCACAACUCUGACCAUUUUUCUAGUUUACCUAAAUCCUUUGCCAUUUCGCUUAUCCCUCCUGGAACAUCAAGCCUGUUACAAAUCUUAGUAUCAUCAGCAAAAAGACAUACCUUACUGAAAUCUAGGUGAGCAAUGUCUACUGCACCACCCUGAUCUAUUAUUUUAGUUACCCAAUCAAAAAAAAUAAUAAGAUUAUUUUGGCAUGUUCAACAAUCCUAUCCUUUAACAUAGUUUCCAUUACUUUCCCCACUACUGAAGUAAGGCUGACUGGCCUAUAGUUGCCCGACUAAUCCCUACUACCUUUCUUUUGAAUGGGCACAAUAUUUGCUAACUUCCAAUCUUCUGGGACUAAACAUUUGCUAACUUCCAAUCUUCUGGGACUACUCCUGUUAACAAUGAUUGGUUAAAUAAAUCUGUUAAUAGUUUUGCUAGUACACCACUAAGCUCUUUAAUAACUUUGGGUGUAUUCCAUCAGGUCCCAUUGACUUGUCUUUACUUUUGACAGUUGAAAUAGAACCUCUUCCUCUGUAAACUCACAUGUAGCAAAUUACUCAUUUGUCCUUUUUCCUAAUUGAGGCCCCUUUCCUUGAUUUUCAUCUGUGAAUACUGAAUAAAAAUAUUAAUCGAGGCAGUCAGCUAGACCUUUAUCCUCUUCUACAUACCUUCCUUCUUAUGUUUGUAAUCUAACUAAUCCUCGUUUUACUUUCCUUUUCUCAUUUAUGUAUCUUACAAAAUAUUUUGCCCCCCCCCCUUUUUUCUUUUUUUUUUACUGACUGUUCUAUUUUCUCUUUUUUGUGUGAUUUGGAACCUCUUUUAACUUGCUUAGCCUCUUUCUGCCUAAUCUUGGAGAUCAGUUUGUCUCACUCUGGUUUUUUUUAUAAUUAUUAUUAUUAUUAUGAUGAUAUUUAUAGAGCGCCGUCAAAUUCCAAAAAGGUAAGGAUAGUAUUAGACUAGUGACAGUUGCAGAAGAGGAAUCAGUCAGGAGCUUUAACAGUUUAAUUCAUAUGCUUUUAUGAAGACGUGGGUUUUUAACGAUUUUUUGAAGGAGUGGAGACUGGGUGAGCAUCUAACGGAGGAGGGAAGCGAGUUCCACAGGAACGAUGCAGCCCUCGAGAAAUCUUGAAGGCGAGCAUCAGAGGUGGGAGUACGGACAGAAGAUAGACGUAAGUCUUCAGAAGAUCGUAAGGGCCUAGACGGGACAUACUUGUGUAUAAGGGAGGAUAGAUAGGUGGGAGCAGCAUUAUGUAGAGAUUUGAAAGCAAGAACCAGAAUUUUAAAUUGAGCUAUAUAUAUUUUAUAGGAAGCCAAUGUAGAGACUGACAGAAGGGUGAGGCUUGGGAGGUGCAGGCAGACAGGAAGAUGAGCCUCACCGCUGCAUUCAUUAUGGACUGUAAAGGCGCUAGUUGGGAGCACGUAAGACCACUGUGAAGUGGAUUACAGUAGUCAAGGUGAGAAAGGACAGUGUAAUGGACCAACACCUUAGUCGCAUCUGGCGUUAAGUAGGGGCGGAUGCGCGCAAUGUUUUUGAGAUGGAAAUUACAGGAUUUGGCGAUAUAUUGAACAUGAGGCUUGAAGGAGAGGUUGGAGUCAAAGAGAACACCUAGACAGCGAGCCUGCGUGGUGGAGCUGAUGGUAGCACCGUUGACUUGGAGGGAGACGGACACAUGAGUAACAACACUUGAGGGAGGAAAGACCAGAAUUUCAGUUUUGGUCAAGUUUAGUUUAAGUAAGUGGGCAGCCAUCCAGUUAGAAACAUCAGAGAGGCAGUCAGAGACACUAGUCAAGAGGGACGGGGAGAGAUCAGGAGAGGACAGGUAGAUUUGCGUGUCAUCUGCAUAGAAAUGAUAUUGGAAGCCAAAGGAGCUAAUGAGUUUACCAAGGGAGGCAGUAUAGAUGGAGAACAGUAGGGGACCAAGGACUGAACCUUGGGGACACCAACAGAGAGGAGUUGGGGAGAAGAAGCAGAGCCAGAGAAAGAAACACUGAAAGAGCGCUGGGAGAGGUAGGAGGAGCACCAGGAGAGAGCAGUAUCUUGUAGACCGAUAUUGCGGAGGAUGAGAAGAAGCUGUUGAUGAUCAACAGUGUCAAAAGCCGCAGACAGGUCAACAAGAAUUAGGAUAGAGUAGUGACCACGAGAUUUUGCAGCGAGUAGAUCAUUGGAUACUUUGGUCAGUGCCGUUUCCACAGAGUGCGUAGCGCAGAAACCAGACUGAAGCGGAUCUAGCAGAGAGUUGGACUCGAGGAAGUCUGUCAAUCUCGCAUACACAAUUUUUUCAAGGAUCUUGGAUGCAAAAGGCAGUAGCGAGAUAGGACGAUAGUUGGAUGGGGAGUUAAGAUCAAGAUUGGGCUUCUUUAGAAUUGGGGUUACAGUUGCAUUUUUGAAGGGCAAUGGAAAUAUACCAGAGGAGAGAGAGAGAUUGAGAAUUUUAGUGAGAGGUGGGGAAAGAGAAGAAGACAGAGUACGGAUGAGAUGCGAGGGAAUUGGAUCUAGGGAGCAGGUGGUGGGGCGGGAGGACUGGAGCAGAGCAGAAUCCUCUUCCAAUGUAGCGGGUGUAAAUGAACAUAGAACAGCAGAGGGAGCGAAGUUAAGGGAAGUAUUGUAAGGGGAAGAAGAAAGAUGAGAGAUCUCUUCUCUGAUUGUAGAGAUCUUGUCGGUGAAGUGAGUUGCAAAGUCUGAGGCGGUCAAGUUAGUAGGUGGAGGAGGAACAGCAGGGCGAAGAAGAGAGUUAAAUGUGUGAAAUAGUCGUUUGGGUUCGCGGGAGAGUGUGGUUAUGAGGGUAUUGAAGUAAUUAACUUUUGCAGAGGAAAGAGCCAAGCUGUAUGAGCUCAGCAUAAAUUUAUAGUGGAGAAAGUCAGAUGCCCAGUGAGACUUUCUCCAACAGUGUUCAGCAGUUCUGGAGCAUUUUUGGAGGUAUCGAGUUAGCUUGGUGUGCCAGGGUUGUUGUUGGGGGGGCCUGUGGCAUUUAAAUGUACAAGGUGCCAUGAUGUCUAGUUGAGAGGAGAGGGUAAAAUUGUAGAAGGAGGUUGCAGAACUAGGACAGGUGAGGUUUGAGAUAGGUAAAAGGAGAGUUUGGAGAUUAGUGGAGAAAUGCUCUAGGUCAAUGCUAAAUACUAACUUUUUGUUUUUUACUGUUUUGGCCACAUCUGCGGAAACAGUGGUUUCUUGAAUUUUUUGCUUUUACUGACAAGCCUAAUGCAAUUUUCUGUUGCCUUCAGCAGUGCAACUUUUAAAUAAUCCCAUUUCUCUUGGACUCCAUUGUCCAAUAAAUAAGUAUAUUUCAGUUCAUACAUUAUUGUAUUUAUGUAAUUAUUAUAUUAUCUGUUAUACUAUUAAAAAAAAAAAUAAAUAAAUAAAUAUAUAUAUAUAUAUAUAUAUAUAUAUAUUUUAGAUGAGAAAAGUUCAUGCAAAACGAUUAACUUAUCCAACAAUAUUUAAUUGAUGCCUUAGUUCAUAAAGCCUCACUCACCCUCAUUUAUACUCUAGUUAUCAGCCCACAGAGGAACACAUUUCUCUACAGAAAGCUACUAGCCACUGUUAUACCUGUAAAUGUGCAGACAAUGUGAGUUCACUCCUUUCUUUCAAACACCACAGUAAGUUUCAAUAAGUCACAUUAGUCAUACAGUCAGGGAACAGGGAGAAGUUAAUAGACUCUACCAUAUAAAUGUCACCAUUACAUUAGCAUUCCAGAAAUUGAUAAAGAUUGCUAUAGCUGUUUUAAAUACAUUUAUUUUAGAGAUUAUGAUUUAAUUGUAUUUACUAUAUGUGAACAUUAUGAUCAAAUGCAAACAUUUUUUGUUUUAUUCUUAUUUUUAGUAAGCUGUACAGCUAGUUAAGCCUUCAUAUUAAAGGUUGUCGUCAAAGCAAUCUAAACACAAAACUGUUUUGAUGUAAUAAUAUUAUAUGCAAACUAUGUAUCUCUUGCUUCAAAUAAACAUUAUACUAAUAUUUUUCAAUCAAAAAGAGCCCUGUACUGGAGGAGAAAAAAUGAUCAGUUAAAGUCAAAACUGAUUAGCUAUAAUUAAAUCUGUAACAGGGAACACGUUGUUACAUAAUUGUACACUUUGUUAUAAUUAUCACUAGGAUGGGGGCAGAGCCUGGACGUGUCUCAAGGGAGCUCCUGGCUGUCUGGAGACAAAAACUCUGAAAAUAACCCAAGAACCCUCUGUCUUUGCCCUCAGUGUGCAAGUAUCCUAUUACCUGCAAUAAGGGGCGUAAGAGCAAGAAAUGUUGAUAAUCCCCCAUCUACUGCUGACAUAGGCGAUUUGCUUUGGAGGCUGCAAAACCCAGAGGCCUGCCAUGGUGCCGCUAUUGGAUGGCCUCCAGUCCUCCAGUGAGAUGUCCUGUGCCGAGAGGGGGAAGUUGGAGAGAGCGACGUACUGACGGAAAGCUUAUACACCUCCAGUAAGGACACUGAGAGAACGCAAAAAAUUCUCCUGGAUGACCUCCACUGCAACAUAGCAGUAGACAUCACACUGUUCAAAGAAGAGAUCAAUGGGGUGUACCUUCACAACACGGAACUUAACACUGCUGCCCACGAGGUCCGCCUCAUUAGCCUGGAAAGCAAGCUAAGGGCUCUCAAAAGCGAACAAGCCCUAAUUCAGCACCGCAUGGCAGCAAAGGAGAAUCUCAUGUGCUGUAAAAAUGUGAAGAUGAGAGGCCUAGCUGAUACUAUCGCAGUGGCAGAGAUUCCUCACCUAGUCAGGAGACUCCUUACAAGCCUCUUUUCUGACAAACAUCUCAAAACCAUGACUCUAGAUGGCUGCUACCGACUACCAGCAUCACAGACGGGCUUGCUGGGAGUUAGUAGGGAUGUUGUCAUCCAACACUGAUGAAAUAGACAAGUUUUUAUGACAGAGGUCCGCAAUAAGACCAUUUUGAGGAACAUACAUUGCUUUCUACCCAGACCUGUCCAAAGCCACAAUGAACUGGCAGAGAUCCCAGCGACUGUUAACUACCUAACUUAUCAAGCAUAAAGUUCCUUAUUGAUGGUGCUCCCCAAAAUGCCUCUUAAUACCCUGUGAGUCCGGGACUUUAAAGCAAGCACCCUCCUAAAACUGGGGUUAGCCACCAACGAUGACCCUUGCUCCCCCGGCACACCCACCGCAACCUACUACUUGAGACCUAGACCUGGUUCGCCCAUUUCUAGCGACCGCUCAAUGGGGUGACCCAGCCUCCAUAAUGAUACCUUGGACACCCCAGCUGUUACAUCACUGCUCAUUUUGCUCGUAUUGCUUGAUAUGUUUUCUAUAAUUUUCGCAGUUUUUAUGCAGUUAGUUCUACUUUCAUUUCAACACCAUACAUGCUCCACGAUGUAUGUCCUCAGAAAUGUGUCCCACUCCACCAUUUCCUGCUGGCAAUACAGGCUUGAUCCUCUCCACCCCCACACAGGGCCAGAUUAACAUAGGGGCUGAUGAAGCUGAAGCUCCAGGCCCAUGCCUGUGGAAAAGGCCCAUUGAUUUGAAAAAAAUAAAUAAUUUAAAAUAUUUUUUUUUGUUGUUUUACUACUCUUGACAUGCUCUUGCUUAAGUUUGGAAAUUUAAGAGGCAUUAAUGGGAGCAAAACUGGUGUGGACUUGCUGACCAGGAAAUUAGUUAAGGUAAAGCUGACUUUGCACACUGUGCAAAUGAUCUUACUGCUUCAAUCUCUCCAACACUGUGGCAUGUUCCCUGUCUUCUACACUCACCACAUACACUUUUUUUCUGUCCCAGACUGUAUAACAGGAGGUUCUAUCUGCUAGUAAGAAGGUUAGGAGAGGAGUGGACCAGCGAGUGCUGGAAUACAGUCCUUAGAAAGCAGAGAGCUAGUACAUCAUUAAAUGCAUUUAUGCCAAACUCUUGGUUGCCACCCUGCAUGAUUGGCAGGCAGCAUGAUGUGCAUUCACAUGCAUUCUUUUUGGUCAUGUUUGUGUCUUUGGGUGAUUCUGGUUAUGUGAUUCACAUCAGUGGCCCACUCUUUUACUCUGCCCACUGAGAUCCUGUUUCACCGGACACUGCUGUUAGGGGGUAUGGAUUUACUUGAACGAUGAAAGCGAGAGAUUAGUAUAGGGUAUUUGUUUUCUGAUAGCUAUACCCUGUGAGUUUUCCUGCAGCACACCUCCACCAGAUAUAUGACGCUUGAGAUGUAUAACUGUUUACCAUUUACAACCUGACUGUUUGGAUUUACAUCGCUUUCAAGGAACGCCAAAGAAUCCCUAGGUGGGGAUUAUACCACCCAGACGCUAUUAUCUGAGCAGUGAUUUCUGCUCAGUAUAUUGUAAGUACAUUUCAUACUCUCUAUUAACCAUAUUCCAGGUAUUCAGUGAGCACUAUAUGUUCUAUUCUGUUUAAUUUUCGGUCGGAACUCCUGGUGAUUCAUUACUCCAUAUAUCCUUGAGUGGGGAUCAAUCCAUUUCACGCGCUUUAUACCAGAGCUGGAUUUUAGCUCUGGAAAUUGUGAGUACAUUAUAUGAUUUUAUACACAUAUCUUCAUAUGAACUGACGUAUUGCACUAUUGGAUCCUCUCUCCUUUUCUCUCCAUAUAUGGCUGACUGAAAACUCAAGUUUCCAUUGGGAAGAACUCCUAUCCAUAUACAAGAAUCAUCUCCGUUCAUUGUGGAUUUUCUAUCUUGGACUUGUAAUUUUUAAUUUUUAUAUUUUCUUAAUAUUUUAAUAUUUUUAAUAUAUUAUACAUAUUCUAUUUUACUUAUUUUAUAUUCUCAAAAAUUAUAUUAUUUAUCUUUUACCUUCUUUUUUAUUAUAAUUUUAUAGUGUGUACUCUUUGUGAUACAUACAACAUAAAUAGGCGCGCCCUCUCUUUCUUGUUUUUAGGUACUAAAAAUGCAUAUAGACAAAAAUAUAUAUGAACAAAUUUAUCAUAUAUAUGAUACAGAAAUAUUAAAAAAAUUUAAGAAAAUUGAAACAAAUUUAAAACAAUUGGCUUAAAAAUAUAUACAGUGGGACCUCGGUUUACAAAUGAAAAUCCAUUGAAAAUAAUGCCUCGGUUUACAAAAACAUUUUUGUAAUAGAAAGCAAGUUUCCCCAGGAUGCAUUGCACCUGUGAGGUUUAUAGCACCGCCCCCUGCAUGCUGGAACCUGUGGAUAGCACGUGGCGUCGAGUGUGGAGGUGUUGGGGUAGCUUUUCAAGUUUUGGAGCCAUUCUGGAAAUUGGUUGCAGUUCUUUUGGAACUUUUUUAGUGCAUUUGUCAAGCUGUGGAAAGGUAGGGAGCUGAGCUUUGUCAUUUGCAUGCCUUUUAUUGUGAGUUGGUUUCCAUGCCAGCUCAUUUCUGACCUCCAGAACGGAUUAAUUGGUUUUCAAUGCGUUCCUAUGGGAAACCAUGUUUCGGUUUACAAAUUUUUCGCAAUAAGAAACGUCCCGGAGAACGCAUUAAAUUCGAGGUCCCACUGUAAAUAAUACCCCUAUAUAAUACAUGGACAUAAAGGGGAUAAAAAAAAAGAAAAGAGCUCUAACGCAUUAUAUACAGUAUCUCACAAAAGUGAGUACACUCCUCACAUUUUUGUAAAUAUUUUAUUAUAUCUUUUCAUGUUUGAGGGGACAGCAAAUUUACACUGUUACACAGGCUGUACACUUACUACUUUACAUUGUAGCAGAGUGUCAUUUCUUCAGUGAUGUCACAUGAAAAGAUAUAAUAAAAUAUUUACAAAAACGUGAGGGGUGUACUCACUUUUGUGAGAUACUGUAUAUAUAUAUUAUAUAUAUAUAUAUAUAUAUAUAUAUAUAUACGAAUAUUGAAAAGGCUUGCACUCACUGUCUUUUUUUCUUUUAAAAGGUUCCUUUAUUUCAUUCCUUUAAAAUGCGAUCGACGUUUCAGCCAACGUCCGUGGUUUUCAUCAGGAUCAGUACAGCACAAAUAUACAUUGUAACUAACACGCUUAUAUAGCUAAAUAAACUAAUAAAUCAAUCAAUAAAUCACUCACCACCUGUAUUACUAUCACUCCUCCUCGGCGUGUCUCAAUUCCAUGUGCGCAUGCGUGAGAAUGCCGCUACCCGGAAGUAGCUGACGUCACCGUUUGUUGCCAGGGUUACCCGAUGCUCAUCCAGGCUCCCUGAUAAACAAAGUCACUCUGUGCGCCGGUUAUAUAUAUUUAUUGAGAUCGUCAAAUUUGAUGAUCUCAGCCAAGGAGGCGAAACGGGGCCAGCCAUGGCUAGAAACAACCUCAUAUGAAUGUGUGUUUGUAUAUAUAUAUAUAUAUAUAUAUAUAUACAAACACACAUUCAUAUGAGGUCGUUUCUAGCCAUGGCGUAUUUGACGAUCUCACCCAAUCUAAUGCUUUCCCAUAGAAUUGGGAGCUUAUUGUGCAUAGUUGGAAAAAUGCUGCGCUGUGCCAAUCUGUACCUCCUUAUUGAGAUGCAUUGAAUCAAUGCAUUUUUAUAGGGAACAUUCAGCGUCUCCAUGCAGAGUGUGGAGACUGACCCAGGAAGAACCUCUAGUGACUGUCUAAGUGACUGCCAUUCGUGAUGUUCUAGGCAGUAAUGUAAACACUGCCUUUUCUCUGAAUUUAUGUUAAAAAACCUGCAAGGAUAGGCUGUAGAUACCAGAAAAACUACACUACGCUGUAUUUGAUCUUGUGACUAUACUGUCCCUUUAAAUAUAUUCUCCAUUAGAACUUUUGCGAGAAACUUUUGUUUGGUUCCCAGGCCAGUUAGUCUCUGUUGAUCAAUCAAUCCCAGGUGGUUUUCCUUCCUGGUUUUAAUCCAUAGACUGUGUAUUUUGUUUAUGGACUAGGAUGGGUAGUUUUUCAGCUGUGUUUACAAGAUUAUUUGUCUUUAAUAAAAUAUCUUUCAUUCCAAGCUAUCAUCAACAAUGGAUAUUAGUCUUUGGCUGAGAAGUUUCUUGUAAGAGUUUUUGUUUUAUUAGCCAUGUCACCAUCCUCGUUGUACACUUUAAUAAAGCCAUACAAAUUGUAUAUAAUAAGUUCUGAGACAUACAGUGCUGGUAUUGGAUGACACAUUCUCAGCAGACACACACACACACACUAGUGGCACUGAAGUUUUGUAACAAUGUAUGUUCACGCAUAGCUUAGUGGUUAGGUCCUAUGUUUUUUUUUACCUGUCAGUCAGGGAUUAGUAUAAUGAUUUUUUUGUAAAAACAGACAAAAACAGACAUUGUUUGAGAUGUCACAUGCAGUAAAUAUAUUAUUUUAUAUGGUCCAACACAUAAAAAAAAAAUAACUUAUUCACUCUUGCAUGUUCAUCCAGAGAAAUAAUUGAAAUGAUUAUUGUUUGUUCAAGCUCAAGAAUGGUAUCCACAACAUAUUUUAAAACAAUAUAAAUAUAUGCAACAGAUAUAUUAAAAUUAUAAUAUGUCAUAAUUAUAGAACACUUGUGGAAAAAUAAAGAACAAAUAAAGAACACGCAGGAAAAAAUAUGUAUAAUAAAACAUGGAUUGAAUUGGUAAUCUCUCUGAUAAACUCACCAACAUAGAGGAAUGGAAGUCAGAUUAAAGUACUGUGACACUGCAUUGUGCAUGCUUACCAUUGAUAACAGACAUUUGUACGUUAACCCUUACCCCUAGAGACACAAUGUAAGCAGUUUAUUAUUUUACCACCAGCAAUAGAUAUUUUUAUUAUAUCAACAAUUAUCUUGUGGGUCACUGUCCUAACUGCAUCUGUGGAUGAUCUACCACUGCAUAUAAGAAAAAUGACUUUAAGGAUUAAGAAAAAAACUAAUACAAAGUGAUGAUACAAUUGCACAAUUUCUACAUUUUUACAGUCAUUCAUCGUUGGAAUCUCAACCCCUCUAGACUAAAUAAAUUUAAAUGAACUAAUUCUGCCAAAUGUUGGAAAGGAUGUGGACAAGUGGGCUCAUUGUUUAACAUACUGUGGACUUGUCCCAAAGUGGGCUUAUAUUAGAAAUCAAUUAACAAAUUAAUAUAUGCAAUUACUGAUUCAAUUUCCCAACUGAUCCCUGAAAUUUGUCUCUUUAAAAAACUUCCAACUCAUCAACCGAAAUACCAAAGAAUAAUGCUAGGUCAUAUUCUAAUUUGCGCAACUACCACCAUAACCAGAUAUUGAAAACCUAGUGACUUACCAGACAUUAAGGAGGUUUUAAGGAGGUUUUAUAUUCCAUUUUAGAUAGUAAACAACAUUAAUUGAUUUACCUACAUAUUCAGAAAAUAUUAUAUUAAUAAUGGAAUGAAUUGGAAAAUAUAAUACACAUAUGAUCAAAUUUUGUAAAUAAAUUCUGUUAAUAUUGUAAUAACUGUUUUUCAGUUUGUAAAUAGGAUAUGUUAAAUAACUAAAAUAUGUAACUUUUUAUGGAUGAUUGUGUAUAUAAGAUUAUUUUAUUGUUUAAUUUCUUUUUUAUUUAUUAUUUUUCCCACCAUUUUAUUUUAUCUUUGUUAUUCCAUUUAUUUAUUUGUUUGUUUAUUUACUUUUUUAUAUUCAUUGUAUUAAUUGUUUUAUAGACUCAUUGUUAUUAAUCUUAUGUAAUAUUUAUAUUGUUAUUAUUAUUAUUAUAUUGUAUGAAUAUAUAUUUUAAAAACCCAAUCAAAACAUUUGAAACAAUUGCACAAUUUCUAUUAACGCAUAUUUUAGUAGGACAGAGUAUACUGCAGUUUGAUUUUAUUAAAUUUAAUGUAGAUGCUUGAAAUGAAAGUUACAUUAUUCUCUGCAUCUAUAGUAUAGAAUAGCUUGGGGUUCUUCUCCUGCAUACUCUCUAAUGCAUAAUAAGUCAAUGAGCAUGGACAGCUGUGGUUUGUAUGUCCACAAAUGGGUGAUCAAUCAUUAAGUGUGCACAUAUGCAUAUGAAUUAGACAUUAAAUCAAUGUAAAAUAAAAAAAAAAACUGUCUCUAAUUAAAUUUUCCUGUUGAAGUAAUCUGUAUUGCCUGUAGCAGGUAAAGUGUAUAGAUAUGCUCUCAUGGUUUGUUUCAUAAAGAGCUUAUUAUAUAUUGGAAAGACUCAACUUAAUAUAUAUGUAAGGUUGGGCCUGUAGCUGUGGAAGGGGCCUGGUUUCCUUUCUUAAGGAGCACCAGACCUCUCCCCAAUAUCGUUAUUGAUUCUAGCGAUUUGCCCUUCGCACCGCUCCUUUUACUCACAUCAAUAUUUAGGGUAGCCCCUCUUUUAUUACAGGCCUAUCGCUUCGUCGGUUCCGGCCAGGGCCGUCUUUAAUAUGGAUUGGACCCUGGGCAAACAUUUGCUUGGGCCCCAUGAACCCGGUCGUCCCCUCCCUGGCAUGCAAUCAUGCCCCCCCACCCCAACGCAGAGGCGGACGUAAAGUAGAGAGGGCUCUGGUGCAUGAAUUAUUUUGGGCAAGAGGGGGCAAAAGGUAGAUCCCCAUCUGUCAUGCAACUCCAACAAUGCUUUGACAGCUGGGGCGCUACCAUUUUCCUAUGCAUGCAGGGUUAUAUUUAGCACUGAACAGUAUUUGUGUGUUUGAGUGUAAGCAUGUUUUUGUAUGGAGUAUGUUUGUGUGAAUGUAGGGGUGUGUUUGUAUGUGGAGAUGGCAUUUAAAUGCAAGUAUGCAUUUAUGUGUAGUGUUGGUUUAUGAAUACACUGGUGUGUUUAUAUAUAAUUUUGUUGUUUAAAAAAAGAGGUGUGUUUAUAUGUAGUGUUGAAGUUUGAAUGCAGGUGUGUAUUUGCGUGUAGUGUUGAAUGCUGAGAUGUAUGCACAAAUACACAUGCACUGUCACAAACACACACACACACACACUGUGAUACACAUACACACACAGAAACACUUGCAGAUACACAGAUAUACACAAUCAUACAGAUGCAGCUAUACAGACACAUUUACACACACUGACACACACACAUACAGACACACAACCUGGCACACAUGCAGACACACAGAUACACUGACAACAUACAGAUACACAGACACACACAAUGACAACAUACAGACACACAGAUACAUAACCUGACAAAUGCAGAUACAAACACUGACACACAUGCAGAUACACACAUUGGCUACAUACAGAUACAUGCACAGGUAUACACACUGGCACACACACACAGAUACAUACAUACUGACAACAUACAGAUACACACUGACACACACACACAGACACUGUGACAGACAUACUGACACUGUGACAGACAUACAUACUGACACAUACACAGACAUACUGACUGGCACACCGACAUACAUACAGACACACAAACUGACACACACAGACAUACUGACAUACACACAGACAUACAUACUGACACACACACAGACAUACAAACUGACACACAGACAUACAUACUGACACACACACAGACAUACAAACUGACACACAGGCAUACAUACUGACACACACAUAGACAUACAAACUGACACACAGACAUACUGACUGACACACAGACAUACAAACUGACACACAGACAUACAUACUGACACACACACAGACAUACAAACUGACACACAGACAUACAUACUGACACACACAUAGACAUACAAACUGACACACAGACAUACAUACUGACACACACACAGACAUACAAACUGACACACAGACAUACAGACACACAGACACACACAGACAUACAUACUGACACACAGACAUACAUACUGACACACACAGACAUACAAACUGACACACAGACAUAUACUGACUGACACAUACAUACUGACACACAGACAGACAUACUGACACACUGACAUACACUGACACACACAGACAGACACUCUUCAGUUUCCUACCUUUGAAAGAGGCUUCCUUCCCUGGGGUCCAGUGUGCUGGCUGGGGUAGUUGGGAGUUGGGGGUCUGGCUCUUCUUGCUCCCCCCUCCUCACUGGAUCCUGGCUAGCAGCAUCCCGCGCGGCCCGAUAUCUUUGAGGUGGGAGGAAGUGAUUCGCGGACGUCACUUCCUCCCAUGCAGCCGUUAAGCAAGGGGCCCGGUCGCGCUGUUAAAGGGCCACAGCGCCGACCGGACCCCUGCUGGAACAUGCUCACUGGGUGGCCCUAAAGGUAUGGGCCACCGGGGGGGGGGGGCCCUUAGUGUGCGGGCCCCGGUACAGCCGCAAUACUAGCACCGCGGGCCCAUUAGGUAGGGAAAUAUUUUUUAAAAAUACAUUUUUAUUGCAGGUGACGGGGCCCACGGGGCAGCUGCUUUGGGCCCCCCAUGAGUAACUGGGCCCAGGGCAGCUGCCCCGUUUGCCCCUCCUUAAAGACGGCCCUGGUUCCGGCACACCACAGCCGACUUGUUCAUAUUAUUACUUAUUUCAUAAAUUCACUUAUGUAUACCUACGUCUAGUUAGCUCACUUUACGGCUUUUGCCCCGAACACAAAUAUAAUAUAUUAUAUCCAUUUAUUAAUUUAAUAAUUAAGUAUAGGAGCGUAAUGUGUUUGAGUCAUGUGACUCAAAAAAAUUUCUGAAAACAUAGAAUACCAUUCAGGAAAGAUAAUUGCUUGCACCUUACAAAUUUGACACCAGAUUCCAAUUGUCAAAAUGUUGUUUUGUGCUUAUGAAAAUGUAAUUUUUUUGUGUAUUUUCAAUAUAUUUUGCAGAAGGCCUAUUUUAACUCUUUAAUAUAAGACAGUAUCCUAGAUCUUCUUAAUGUCACCUGUGAGAAGUAUAUUGCAUCACGGACAUUAAUGGCUUUGAGUGUCAUAAUUCUCAAUAGAUUACACAUAAUGUUUACAGCUGUUUGGAUCAAUUAAAAUAAAUUGCUAGAACACUCUAGUGAGGAAUUUUAAAUCAUGUCUGGUUCAAGAGAUUAAGCAAGGAAUGCUAUUAAAUCCUAAUGGAAAAUAUACAAUGAUUCAGUAAAUACAACUUCUCCUAUCUAGAUACAUUAAAAGUAAAAAAAGAAAAGAGCUCUAAUGCAUUAUUGUAUUUUAUAUGUCACAAUAAAGCAGUUUUUAAUACAGUACCAUUCAAGGGUAUUAAAAGAUAUACACUUAUUCAGUGAUAGGCACCAUUCUGCAGACUACAUCUACCCUGAUAUUAUGCCAACAUUUUGGCUCUUAGUUAUUGCUACCACUUAUCAAUGUUAGCUAUUGCUGUCAUGUAAGAUAAAAUUGUUCAUUAUUCAUUUUUCUAGUGUAUAAUAUGUUAUUCAGGGUGAGUUACUGCUUUCAGGUAUGGGUCAUUAGGAAAUAUACAAAUAUAUUGACCCAGAAUGAACAUGGUAAGACUCUAUCAUUCUCCUCUAUCACUCACGUGAUCUAAGACUCUGAGCUUCAUUGAGUUCUGACACAGCAUUGGAGGGAGCGGUAAAGUUAUCUAUGCAGACUAAGAGGGUCUAGAGCAGGGGUCCUCAAACUCCAGCCCCCCCAGAUGUUGCUGAACUAUAACUCCCAUGAUUCUCUGGCUAUGUAAUUCAAAGAAUCAUGGGAGUUGUAGUUCAGCAACAUCUGGAGGGCCACAAUUUGAGGACCCCUGGUCUAGAGGAAGUGAAACAUCUAAGGGGAUUAGGCAGAGAGAGCAGUAUCUAAGGGAGAUAAGAAAGAAAGAGACAGGAAGGUAGUAGGAAGAACACAUACAUAUUCUCCUGCAUUCACAUACCAACAUUCCAUACAAAUACACUACUCCAUUCACAUGCUACAUAAUUCCCUAUAAAUAACCCCCUGCACUCACACACAUCUGUUCUACAUUCUAACAGACAGUACAUUUGUACAUUUACACUGCAUUCAAAUAAACGCAUGCCUUUUCUCACUGGCAUUACCUAAAAUAUACUUGUAGUUAUGCACAUAUCAUUAUUACACAUAUACCUCCCUUCUUUGACACAUACAUAGAUAAUCAGUAAUGAACUAUAAAUACAGUACUGCAUUAUCAUUCUUGCAGUAGAGAGAUUGCAUACCCCAAUUCCCAACAGUUUCACACAAUAUAAAAAAAAUAGUAUAAUAUAUACACACACACAAAUUUACAUAUAUUUCUAGAUUUCAUUAGGGUUAUUUUUUUUAAAGCUACUCAUAAUAAUAACAGUCAUAUUUAAACAAUCUGAAAUAUGUGUAUCUGUGAGGGAUUUACCAUUUUAUUGUUCAAUUAAGAUGAUGAUAAAGGAUGGAUGAUCACUGAUGGGCAUCAUUACUAUAUUUGGCAUAUAGUAAUGAUUUAGGAGGAAAUCAGAAGAUAUUACUAUAUUCGGCAUAUAGUAAUGAUUAACUCUUGGUCACUUUUUAUGAAAGUGGAAUAUUUAGAAGCUGUAUAUGUAUUAGAAACUUUCCUCAAAUUAUAUUAUAUACCAUCAAUUCUUUGCUAUUCUACGUGGGAAGACUAUCAAGCAGUGAGGUAUUAGAGAUGAUUUGAUGAAUCAGUCAAUUUAAGUGUUAUAGCACAGUGAAGCAAUUCAAUAAAAACCUUUCAUAGCUCUACUCUUUCUAAUAAAUUCAUACGUAAGCAAUCAUGCCUUUUAAUAAAAAUAUAAUUUACAGUUAGUCAAUACCUUUGAAAAUAGGAACACAUUUAAUAUGAACCAUAAAUAAGAAGUCAGAUGUUUGAACAUUGUAUACCAUAAAAUAAAAAAUGUAGCAUUUAUAAAGAAAACAAUAGAGAAAAAAAAAAUUCAGUUUUGAUUAGGAAAAGGCACUUAUAACACCCACAUAUGUGCACAGACACACACAGAAAAUAAAAAUGAAAUAAACAUAACAAGCUAAAUAUGUAGAUUCCCCCCAAAAAUGAUUUUAUGCUGUAUUCCACACACUAGAGUUAUUUACUAAAGUAAGAAUUUAAAGUGAAUUCAAGGCCAUGUAAAUUUAAAGCCAUACUAAUCACACUAGAAGAAUAGCUAACUUAGAGAAGCUUUCCAGUUUGACUGCUUUGAACAAAAAUGUGAAAUUAAUUUUAAUUUCUCACUUUAGUGAAUAAUCUUGCAACAUUUUAAUGGUUAGAUGUUGCUAUCCACUUAUUAAAUACAUAUUUAUUAUUAUUCCAACAAGCCUCCCAAUUGUCCCAGAGGUACAAUCUAUUAAGCAUCCUACCCUUCUGUUCCAAAUUAGUUCUCUGGUGUUUUGCAUCCAGAGACACCAGGGGAGUUUCCUCUGGCAAAACAGCAUGAGCACAUCAUUAGACUUACUUGCUUGGACCCUGGGCACUAGGACAAUGCAAAGAGAGAGAUCCAGCAGCAUAUAUGCAUUAUAUUUUAUAUAGGGGGCUAGCUGGAAGGUUAUCAGUUAUCCUGACAUGCUUGAUGCCAGGUGCACAUGCCCAUUUCACUUUCUUGGCGGACCUGCACAUUAUAUGAGUCGUCAACAAAGCAAAAUAACUGGUGAUGCCCCCUGAGGGCUUACUUAUUUGGGACUUAUUUUCCUAUUUUUAUUCGUAAGGUUUUUGUUUUUUUUACAAUUCUUUAAACUUAAACUCAGUUUAUCAUGGACUUAAAAUUAAUCUAAACUGGUCAUAAAGUUGACAUCAAAAUACAAUAUGCAAUAUUGCAGCUUUUAUUUAUUUUAAAAAAAAAUGUAACCCAUUAAGGACGGAGCCAAAUGUACAAGUUGUGAUCCCCCAAAAAAUUUAAACAAAGCACAGAAUGUGACUAUAUGUCUGUUCAACAAUAAUUUACCUCUUUCAUAUUACGUACACCCAUACUUAUUAUAUAUCAUUUUGUUGAGGAGAAUCAGAGCUUUCAUUUCAUAUCAAAUUUUUAUAUAUGGAACCAACUUUUUUUGUGAAAAAAAUCAAAAAAACAUUGAAAAAUGACAAAAUUUGGUUAUUUUUCAAUUUUUGCAUGGCAUUUGUAUUGUGAAUGUCAUAAUACUGUUCACUUUUACUGCAAUAAUACAUACACAUUUGUAUUCAGCAAUGUAGCACAGUAAAACAGUACCCCCCAUGUACAGGUUUUAUGGGUUUUUCAAAAGUUACAGGGUCCAAUAUAGGGCUUGUCCAUUCAUUUUAUUUACACAUAUAAUUUUUUUAGAUUGGUUUGCUGGGCCUAUGUUGCAUUUGAGACCGUAUGGUCAGGGCCAGAUUAACAGCCCAGUGGGCCUGGUGCUGAUAAUUAUGACGGGCCUAAUUAAAGAAUCAUAUCGACCAAAAACACUAAAACACAAGCGUCAUAAAUCUGAUGGAAAUGGUGCUGGAGAGAAAGAAUACAGUAGCUGUAAGAAAACACAUACCCUAUGCUAAUCUCCCUCUAAUUUAUGUUUUCAUCUUUCAAGUAAAUCCAUAACCCCUAACAGCAGUGUCCAGACAAGCAGGAAGUCAAUGGGCACGGUAAAAGGGUGUGCCACUGAAACAAAUCACGUAACCUGCCAAAAGGGGAGAACAUGCCCAAAAAGAGGACAUAUCUGCCCAAAGAAUUUGAAGGCCAGCCUGGCAUGAAUGUCAGACUGCCUGCCAAUCAUGCAGCUGGCCAACUAAGGGCAUACUAUGCAGACAGCACCCUGAGCUUGGCAUAAAUGCAUCGAAUGAUGCGCUCGCUCAACGCUUUCUAAAGGACUGUCCCCUAGCACUCGCUGGUCCACUUGUCUCCUUAAUUUCUUACUAGCAGGCAGACGCUCCUGGUAUAUAGUCUGGGACAGAGAAAAGUUGUAUGUAGUGAGUGUAGAAGAAAGGGAACAUGCCACAGUGUUAGAGAGACCAAAGUCAGCAUUACCUUAAAGGAUCACUAUAGGGUCAGGAACACAAACAUGAAUUCCUGACCCUAUAGUGUUAACACCACCAUCUAACCCCCUCUGGGCCCCUCAUGCCUCCAUAAAUAUAGUAAAAAUCUUACUGUAUUCAAGCCUGAAGCUGUAGCUCUGCAUGCUGUUAGACUCAUGCAGAGUUACAUCAUUAGAAUUGGUGGCCUGAUCCAAUCACAGUGCUUCCCCAUAGGAUUGGCUGACAAAACGGCAGAUCAGGGGCAGAGUCAGCAUGAUUCAAACACAGCCCUGGACAAUCAGCAUUUCCUCAUAAAGAUGAAUUGAAUAAAUUAAUCUCUAUGAGGAAAGUUCAGUGUCUGCAUGCAGAGGGAGGAGACACUGAAUGUUUGGAUGCAUUUUAGGCAGCCAUGACCCAGGAAGGAUCUCUAACAGCCAUCCAAGGAGUGGCCGGUGAAGUUAUCACUAGGCUGUAAUGUAAAGACUGCAUUUUCUCUGAAAAGACAGUGUUUACAGCAAAAAGCCUGAAGGUAAUGAUUCUACUAACCAGAACAAAUUAAAUAAGCCGUAGUUCUUCUGAUGACUAUAGUGUCCCUUUAACUAUAUUCAUUGUCAGCCAGUCCACACAAGUUUUGUUCCCAUACAUCCCUCUUAAGUUUCCAUACUUAAGUAAGAGUAUGUGAAAAGUAGUUAGGGUUGCCACCUUUCUUGGAAAAACAUACCGGCCUUACUAAUUUGUAUAAUUAAAUAUGUAUGGGUGACAUCACAUGAUGUAAAUCACAAGGAGUGACAUAAGAGAAAAUGCUGUAAAAUCACCCAAAAACUACUUAGUUUGAUUAUGCUGUAUAGAUGGAUUCCUCCCAGUGCCCCCAUGUUUCCCAGUGCCCCCAUGUGUCGAUUACUCCAGGUCUCAGCGUUCCUAUGUAUCAUUGUCUCAGUGCCCCAUGUCUCCCAGUGUCCCCUAGUGUCAUGUCCCUAGGUCUCCCAGUGACCCUAUGUAUCACAGUGGCCCUAUGUAUCACAGUGUCUCAAUGCCCCAUGUCUCCCUGUGUCCUCCAGUAUUCCCAUGUGUCUAUGUCCCCAUGUAUGUGUCACUAGGACACUAGGAAGACGGGGAGACCUGGGGAGACCUAGGGACACAGAGACACCAGUGACACUGGGAAACUAGGGGACACUGGCUGGGACACACGGGGACACUGGGAAAAUAGGGGACACUUAAAGACAUGGGGACACAGACACUAGAGACACUGGCUGGGGGACAUUGAGACAUGGGGGCACUGGAAGACAUGGGGACACUGAGACACCACGGCCACAGACACUAGCUUGGAGACAUGGGGACAUUGAGACACUUGAGGCACUGGGAGACAUGGAGGCAAUAGGAGACAUGGGGACAGUGAGACACUGGGAGACUAGGGGUCACUGGGAGACUAGGGGGCACUAAGACACCAGGGACACUGGCUGGGAGACAUGGGGACACUGGGAGACAUGGGGACACUGUGUCCCCAUGUGUCUGUGUCAUAAUGUCUCCCAAUGUCCCUUAGUGUCUCAGUGUCUGCCAUAAUGUCUCCCAGUGUCCCUUAGUGUCUCAGUGUAUGUCUCAUUGCAGCCUUUCCCCCAUCCCUUACUUCCCUGAGCUGUAGGCUGUCUCUGCAGGGUGGGAGUUGCUGUCUGGACUCUCUGUAGCUGCACCCCUGCAGAUCAGUGAGUAUAGAUAGGCAGGGAGGGAUAUGCUUGAACUUCCUAUCCCUGCCUGUCUCCACACACAGCGACCCCUACUGGCCAGUGCUGGUAUUGCAUAGUAAUCUCUUGUUUAUACUGAGAAAAAUACCAGCAUUUGUAUUGCCAAUAUCACUGCAAUAUUGGCACCAGCCAGGCAGCCUCAAAUACUGGUUGUGCCAAUAAAAUAAAAGCCAGGUGGAAUCCCUAAGAGUAGUGUGUGAAAUAAAAAAAUUAAAAAAAAAAAUAUUUUUUUUUUUUAAUCAAUUGGCCUAUUCCAUGCGCCUGGGCCUGGAGCUGCAGCUCCAUCAGCCCCUAUGUUAAUCCGGCCCUGCGUAUGGCAGCCCAGAAAUGAAAAUUACCCCCAUCAUGGCAUACCAUUUGGAAAAGUAGACAUCCCAGGGUAUUCAAAAUGGGUUAUGUCCAGUCUUUUGUAAUAUCCAUUUAGUUACAAACAGUAGCCAAAGUUGGUGUUUAGAUUUUCUUUUUUGCAUUUUUCACAUAGAAACUUUACUUUUAGUGAUGAUAUUAUUGUUCCUAUGCAUUCUACUGCUCUGAAAUACUCACAUUUCUGGUCAGUGAUGUCUCACGAGUACAACGGAACCCCCCAUGUAUAUGUUUUAUGGUGUUUUCGAAAGUUACAGGGUCCAAUAUAGGGCUUGUCCAUUGAUGUUUUUACACAUAGAAAUUUGGUAGAUUGGUUUUCUGGGCCUAUGCUGCCUUUGAGACCGUAUGGCAGCCCAGAAAUGAAAAUUACCUCCCGUCAUGGCAUACCAUUUGGAAAAGUAGACAUCCCAGGGCAUUCAAAAUCGGUUGUGUCCAGUCUUUUGUAAUAGCCACUUAGUCACAAACAGUAGCCAAAGUUGAUGUUCAGAUUUUUUUUUUUCUGCAUUUUUCACAUACAAAUUGUACUUUCAGUGAUGAUAUUAUCGUUUUUAUACAUUUCACUGCUCUGAAACACUCACAUUUCUGGUCAGUGAUGUCUCACGUGUGCAAUGGUACCCCUAUGUAUGCGUUUUAUGGGGUUUAAUAUACAUCUUAUCUAUUUAUGUUUUUACACAUUGAAAUUUGGCAAAGUGAUUUUCUGGGCAUAUGUCGCUUUUGAGAACAUAUGGCAGCCUGGGUAAUAACAUUUCCCCUAUUAUGGCAUACCAUUUUCAAAAGUAGGUAACCCAGAGUAUUCUAAAUGUCAUGUAUUGAUAUGUUUGGUGUAACCAGUUUUUAGAAAUGCUAGGCCCACAUAGCGGUUAUAGUUUUAUUUGUGCUUUUUCACACACAUUAACUCAAUUUCCACAGGUUAUUUCAUAUUCCUGAUAUGAGUUAGUGCAAUAAAGCCUCAGUAUUUUGUUUCAACAUUGUCUCCUAAAUAUAACAGUAACAGUUUUUCAGUUUUUUGGGGGAAGUCACAGGCACAAAUAUAUUAGAUGUCCAUUUCAAAGUUGGAAAUUUGGCAAAGUGAUUUUCUGGUCCUAUGUCACUCUUGAGAGCGUAUGACAGUCUGGGUAAUACAAUUUCCACUAUUAAGGCAUUCCAUUUUCAAAAGUAGGCAACCCAGAGAAUUCUAAAUGGUGUGCAUUGAUGUGUUUGGCCUAACCCCUUUAUCAGAAACGCAGGGCCAGAUAGCAGCUGUAGUUUUAUUUGUGCUUUUUCAAACACAACUCAAUUUCCACAGGAUAUUUCAUAUUCCUGAUAUGGAUUACUGCAAUAGAGCCUCGGUAUUUUGAUUACACAUUGUUUCACGAAUAUAACUAUACCCCCACGUACCAUUAUUUCAAUUUGUUUCGGUAACUCACAGGGCCACAUAUUUUAGAUGCCCUUUUCAGCUUGUAAGUUUGAAAAUGUGUCACUUUUGACAAUGUGUCACUUUUGAGAAAGUAUGGCAGCCCAGGAGAGAAAAUUACACCCAUGAUGGCAUAGUAUUUUUAAAAGCAGGCAGCCUGGGGUAUUCCAAAUGGCAUAGUUUGAGUUGUUUGGUCUAGCCACUUUAACUGACAUGCAGUGCAUAUGUAGGGAUUUAUACUUUUAUUUGUGUUUUUUUACACACAUUUUCACAGGAAAUUUCAUAAUGUUGAAAUUAGUUAGUGCAAUAAAACAUCAGUAUUUUUUAUUUAAAAUUGUCUCCUGAAUAUAACAGUAACCUCAUUUACCAUUUUUGCAGGUUUUUCACAAAUAGAACAGUACCCCCACAUACACUUUGUUCUGAAGGCGAGAGAGAGAGAGUUCUUUGAUCUCACACAGAGAGUCACUGUGAAAAGUUUGAGAAGUUUAAAAAAAAAAAAAAAGCAAUUUUUAUUUCAGUACUAAUCACAGUAUUAACCCUGUGAUUAGAGUUUUACUUUGUAAAGUCACAUUUUAACAAGUACUACAAAUGUAGUAUUUUGAGUUGUGUGGUGUAGCCACUUUAGAAUGGCUAAGGUAAACAGGGACAGGCCAAGGUCAGGGGAAUCCAGAAGUCAGCGCAGUCGGUAAAACAAGCCAAUGAGUCGGUACAGGUAGCUCACAAAGUGUAGUCAGGACAAGCAGAGGUCAGGGAAAUCCAGGGAAAUCAAACUGCCAAAGCACCAUACAGAGUGAUUUAGUAGUUCAGCUCUGUAUGGUAGACUUUGAAACAGUCUGUUAUGCAGAGGGCAGGUAGGGAUGGACAGGAGGGACAAUAAUAACUGGAGUCCUUUCAGACUCCUCUUUUCCAGCAAACACUGGAAAUUUUUUCUUGGCGUGAUCUUUUACAGGGUUUGGUGGCGAUCCGGGAAGGGAAAUGUUUGCUGAAAAGUCUUUGGGCAUCUUUGGAUUCCAAAGGAGGGUUAUGAUUGGGGGCCUGAGCAAAUACAAUUUGAGACAAAAUUUGCACCAUAAACUCUAGAAAUGGGUAUGGUCUGCCUAUGGCUUCCUUUUUAUAAAGCACAUAGGAGUUGAAAAUUGCAAUCUGGGUUACGUAGAUUGCAAUUUUCUUGUACCAGGUCCUACUCUUUCAGUUCACCAGAUAGGGCUCUAUGCAUUGGUCAGCCAAGUCUACUCCCCCCAUAAACUUGCUGUAGUCUACAAGGCACUUCAGCUUCUCCAGUUGCUCAGUUCCACCUCUCACAGACACUGGCACUGAAGUUUUGUUGUGCACUGUAGACAACAUGAUUAUAUCCUUCCUAUUGGUGACGCAAAGGGCAAACAACUUAUCCUGGCAGAGCGCUGAAAUGGAGCCUGUACUGUGUUUGCCACUUGCCAGGAUUUGGGGGAAACCUCUGCGAUUCUUCCGCACUGUGCCACAGGCUAGGGUUUCAAAGCAAAAUAAAGUUUUAAAUAACUCUAUGCUUGAAUAAUAGUUGUCAACCCUUAGCCUGUAUCCCUAUUUUAACAAGGGAAGGAUUAGGUCCCAUACUAUUUUGCCACUUGUACCCACAGAAUCAGGGCAUCCUGGUGGGUCAAGAUGGCUAUCCUUCCCCUGAUAAAUACGAAAUGUAUAUCCAGAUUUGGAUUUGCACAAUUUGUAAAAUUUUACACUGUAUCGGGACCGUUUAGAAGGGAUAUACUGCUUAAAAAGUAAUCUACCCUUAAACUUCAUUAGGGAUUCAUCUACACAAAUAUUUUCUUCAGGGACAUAAUUUUGGGAGAAUUUGUCUAACAGGAGUUGGAUUAGGGGUUGCAUUUUGUAGAGCCUGUCAAACAAUGGGUUGUUUCUGGGGAGGCACAGUGCGUUAUCGUUGAAGUGGAGGACACGCAGCAGCUGCUCAUAGCUUUUUCUCUUCAUAACCCCUGGGAAAAGAGGGGUAGCCAGGAUGGGGUUAAUUUUAAUAUUAAUAUUUGUGUAUUUAUCAGUUUUGCAUUGUGUUCAACUAUAAUGUACAUUUUUGCAUUUAUUGUUCCCAUAAUGUAUAUCUUUCCUUUUCUUUUGUGUAGAUUUCGAUGCAUUGUUUACCCCUUCAAGCAAAAACUGACAAUAUCAACAGCUGUCGUCAUUAUAGCAGUUAUCUGGGUUUUGGCCAUUGCUAUUAUGUGUCCCACUGCUGUUAUGUCUCAUGUAAAAGAAGAUAAACAUUUUAGGGUUGUCCUUAGUGGUAGCAAUCAAACAAAUCCUAUUCAAUGGUGUCGUGAGGAUUGGCCAAAUCCCCAGAUGAGAAAAAUAUAUACAACUGUUUUGUUUUCUAAUAUAUAUCUUGCUCCAUUAUCACUUAUUGUUAUUAUGUAUGCUAGGAUAGGAAUCACUUUAUUUAAGAGUGAAAUAAAUAUUGAAAAUAAGAAUCAUCAGCAACAAAGGCAUUCAGUUUCUCGUAGAAAGAGAAAAGUGAUCAAGAUGCUCAUUAUUAUUGCCUUGCUCUUUAUCCUCUCUUGGUUGCCAUUGUGGACCAUAAUGAUGCUCUCGGAUUAUGCCAAUCUAACAGAACACCAGUACCAAGUGAUUAAUAUAUAUGUUUAUCCCUUUGCACACUGGUUAGCAUUUUUUAACAGCAGCAUCAAUCCAAUUAUUUAUGGUUUCUUCAAUGAGAACUUCCGGCGUGGUUUUCAAGCUGCCUUCAAGUUACAGCUAUGCUCUGAAGAAAUGGAGAGAAGAUCCAUGUACUCUCACAGGGCUCAAGGAAAUGCCAUUUUGCCAGCAGGGUCCCAUAAUCAAGGACACCAAGACUCCACAUUUGAAAAACAAAGUAACAAUGAAAGAGAAUCUGACAAAAGAAAGCCGUUAACGAGUGAUGAAGACUUGAUAAUGGAAGAUUUGGAAAAGAAUUCAAAUAACAACAGGAUUCGAAAAGACAUGGUUUAAGGGACAUCAAAAUUCAGCUUUUAAAACAAAUGCACAUAUGAUAAGCAAAGACUAUUUACAGUUUGUGUUCCAUAAUGUGAUUAGCUAAAUCAUUCAAGGAAGAAG